Messenger RNA from Xyrichtys novacula (pearly razorfish), 52479 nucleotides. The record is from the annotation of a GenBank genome assembly. Lineage: Eukaryota; Metazoa; Chordata; Actinopteri; Labriformes; Labridae.
GGCUUGUGCUACUGAGGCAUUUCAUUGCGAUACUUUGGGUGUUUUAAAGCGCGCAGUAAACGUCGCGAGGGGGAAAAUACUACGUACUUAAAAAAAAAAAAAAAGCAAAUGUGUAUUUUUUAGAAUAAUUUCUUAAAAUCCCAAUUGUGCAAUAUACUUGCGCUGGUGUGGUCGUUGCUGGACAGGCAUCAUCGGGGGCAUAUCACCCCUCCCACAUCCACACAUCAUCGCGCACACAGCCUAGACACACGCGGGCACACACACACACACACACACACACACACAUACAUACACACACACACACACACGGAAUUUCUGCUCAGCCAUGGCUCCCUGGUAGAUGCUCAAAGCGGCUGUUGUCAGACCGAAUUAAAUCUGCACUAACUCGUUGCUUUCCUCCUGACCUUGCCUGCCUCUGGUUGGGUUUUCAAUAUUUUAUUCAGGAUUCCUCUGCUGUCUCCCCAUGGCUACAUCAGAUGGACUAGACGGCUGUCUGCAACGAGGCAGAUCUCAAAGUGACCCGAACAUACUCACCGAACCGGGCAUCGAUUUGGCUCACGACACAGGUAAGAAAGACACAUCAUUAUUUGGGAUAUUUAUUGGCUUUUUUUGCGUGUGAUUUUAUUUGGCCCCUUGGAGAUGCGGCGAUGCAUCCCUGCUUCCCGGUGGGAUGACAGAACACGGAGGGAUAAUUAGCGCAUGUAUGCCAACCUUGCUCGUAAAUAUGGACUGUAACACUGAAUCGUGGAGCUGCAAAUUGAAAAUUAAUGUGCCAUAUCAGCGUCAAUGAAUGGCUGUGUGCCCCUUCAGAUUUGCGCGUUAUGAAGACGCCUGUAGCCCGUUGAGCUGUUCUGGCUGCAAGUUGUAUUUAGGAAACAGCGUGUAGGCCGUUUAAUAUAAUAAAGGCGCUUGCAACAUUAACAGUUCCAAUUUUCUCCUACACGAUGCCAACCUCCCUGUUCAGUGCGACUAUUUAUCAUCACCAGAGCUGCAUGGAUGUGAGGUCCAUGAUGCGAGGAUGAGCGUAGUUGUUGUCAUAUCUAAGCCACCAUUAUUGCUCCCUCUGAGCCACAUGGGUUUUGAUGUGUUGCACUUAAAAGGCACAUGCACAUCGUUUUGUAGCUAUAGCUUCUCCUACCCUGCCCCAAUGACAUUCCUGUCAUUUCCACCCCCUUCUCCAUGCCCAUACUGAACUGAUCACUAUUGUGAUCAAUGACCGGCGGUCCACGUGAUGCAGCCUAUAGGUGGAAAUAACCCCAAUCCAGCACAGCCAUGCACUCACAAAAGAUCGAUUCAGCAAUUCGUGGAUCAUGCAGGUGUGCUUCCCAACAUGGGGCCCUUAUGCAUCUCUCUGUGGUCUGUUAGUCAUCCCCUCUGCAUAUGGAAUAAUGAAUUGAUCUUUCAUUAAUAAAAGGAGAACACCAGGGAGCAGUCAUGCUCUGCACAUCUCUGAUGAACCCCUGCAAAUAGACUUCAUGUGGUGUUUGUUGUGUUUGGUCUAAAUGAUUAUUGCUAUUGAAUUACCAAUGUUCUUCCAGUGCAAUUUUAUGGGAUGAUUUUUAUGUAAGUGAGGCUAUUUAUGUUCGUAUUGUGUGGGCUUGGAAAGAGUCAUUGCUCACUCCCACACAUGGUGAGUUUUACGCACAUGAAGAAGGCUUGACUGAAUGAUUCAGAAAAAAUCCUGGUGUCACUCACCUUUCAACUGUUCACUAAUAGGCACGGAGCUUUUUACUUCCCUGAAAUCACACCUGUCUAUACUCAUAGGCUGCUCAUAGCACAUUUUUAAUAGACUGUUGCUGGAAUCAAACCUCCUAUGGACAAUUUAAUUCACACAUAGGCGGAUGUGAUAAUGCCACACUGGGUCUUUGACACACCUGAGUAAACAAAACAGCAGCUUAGCAGAUCAGCCAUGCUAGUGAUGACAGCUAAUGCUAAUAGGGUACAUGAAAAUCAUCCUUUUAUCCCAGUACAUACACAACUGGACCACUGUUUAAGAUUUGAAUGAACUGUAGAAUUCAUAGACACAGUAAAUACAGUUGUGUCUGCAAGGACAAUGUCAGUGUCUGGUGACCUAAAGUACACAACAUCACCCACCCCCUCUCUGUGUGGAUCAUCACUGCGCUAACGUCUGGAACACCAGUCUUUGCCAAAGGAUUACUUUGGCCGAGACUGCCUUUUCCCCCAGCACAGUGGCCCUUGCAGCUGCAGAGGCUGACACCGUAUUCAUCCACUUACUCAACACUGAGGAGAAGAGUCAAUAGAGACAGCAGCUUCAUUUGACCAUCACAGAGAAUCAGACCAAUGUUUUCUCUUGACUGGUGGUGCAGUUAGCUUACAGCAGGAGCUUAUGAAGAAGGAAAAGUCUGAGUGCUUCAUGUUCCAGUUCUUAUGCACAGUUUUAGACCUGUUGAAAACUGCCUCUUUAAAUUGAAGUUUUACAGCUCUAUAUUUUAGUUAGAAAGCCCAUAAGUGAAGUAACUGGGGCUUCAGCAAACAUGUUUCAGCAGUUUGUUCAGACAAGGACCCUUUUGAUUGUCCUUCUAAUAAAAUGUCACUUUCACUCAAACUUCCACUUAGUCAUUGCUGAAUGACGACCAAGGUAAUGGUGUGUAUAGGACACCUUGAAGCUCUGUAGGCAGGGAAUGUGUCCAAACAGGGCUGUUCCUGUGGCUUUGCCCCAUAAAGUUAUUCCCCUGUCUUUUAGCAAUGUGUCAACAGCUACAUCAAACACCAUCAGGAUUGUGAGUGCGUACGUACAGUACUUUAACAGUACGCAUGUACAUGCCAGAAAUGUGGCUGCAAACACCCUAUAUUUACAGCAGAACAUAACCUGUUGGUCAUUUUGAUGUAGCCGUUAAUACUUUGGUUGAUAAAACAGUCAAAAUCGAUAUCACAAAUCACUUGAGGUAAUCUUUAAGUAUUUUGUCUAACCAACAUCCAAAUCCUGAUAAUAUCAUUGAGAAAAGUCAGCAUAACCUUAUACGUGAGUUGCAAGAACCAGCAAAAGUUCAAUGCAAUGAUGCAAGUUUUUUCUAACAAAAAGGAAAAAAGCUCUGCUAGGACAUCAUUGAAAUUACUGGUCAUAUCCAUUUUGUCUGUGGGAAAAAGAGGGUCAAUGAGAAAAAAAAAGUGUCAUUGGAGCUUUCCUUGCUCAGGGCAACUACUACAUGCUCAUACAGUGGCUUAAACCCAUGAAAGGUCAGUCUUUUUAAAAUUUAUUUCUUUAGAUUAUGGAACAUUUUCUCUACCAGAGAUCACAUGUUUUUUGGGGUUUCUUCCUCCCUUAUUUGUCUUACUGAUAAGUCAGUAAUCCAUUCAGAUCUGUUAUCAGAGAGACCUCAGAGAAUUACAGGUAUCAGUGAAGUCCCUAAUGAACAGGGAGAGAUAUCAAACCAUGUGAAAGCUGUGUAGAGCCGUAAUGAUGACUCACCCAAAACCAGAGCAAUGCCUCGAAGAUAAUAUGUCCCUUAUGCUUAGUCCUUCAUGAGUAAAUAUGGGAAAAUCUUAGUCAGCGGGUCUUAUAUAAUGUGUUCUCCAUUUAACAAAGCUUUGUUUUAAAUGAAGAAGUAAUAAUAGACACAAAAUGGUAUUGCCACCACUGGAAUUCCUUCAUCAGUAGUAUAAGGCAAACCACUUUAAGAUCUAAAUGACUUCAUGUGGCUAAAAAGUCAUUGCAUAUUCAUAAUAAUGUAUCUAAGACACUCUGUAACCCAUAUGUCUUUCUUGUGAUUUUUUGUCUUUUAUUUAAAGAUAUUUCAGACAGCACUUAGCAUGCUAAUACAACUCUACUAUAGGGAAGCUACCACCAUGAUAAGAGGCAGAGACCUUGUAAAGAAGGCAUACAGACUCACAACUGUCUUAAUGCCACUUUACCGGACCUCCAAAGAACACUAAUGCAGGCUGUAUCAUCUCUUUAAGAUGAUUAAGAAUUGACAAAAUGCAUUUUUAGAGGGUUUAUGUCUCAGGCUGUUUCCUGGUCAGUACCAGAACAUUUCUGUUGUCUCUAUCACUUGCACAGCAAUUGGUCCCAAGUUAGAUUGUCUACCCAUGAAUCUGGUCUUUUGUCUAACUAAGCUAGCCACUUGUGUUUCAAGCUGCGCUGAGCUUUCAGACAUAAGGGGUUAUCAGCUUUUACUUACAACAUCUAUCUUUCUAUCAUUAUUUGUGAAUGAGGUUUAACACCUUCUGAAGUUGAAAGACAGGGCGUGAAUUUGUUGCUUUCAGCUGAAGACUGUAUGUGUUAAGUAGCUCAUAAAAUUGAAGUGAGACUGACGAGUGUAAAGUUCUUGUCUAGAACGGUAUGAAAGGACCCCCAUAACAGUUCAUGUCUGUCAAUAUCUCAGUGGCUGCGUAGUUGGCCAUGGAGGUAAGUCCCAACAUCCAAAUGGCUCCCAGUGCAGAGAUUUGCUCCAGCAUGAGUAAGGAGCAACAUUUAUGAUUUAUAUUACAUUACCUUCUAAUUUUUAUACUGUAAGAUAGCUGACUCAGCAGCAGCAGCAGCAGCAGCCAUCUUAGUUAUUUACAAAAGUGUCUAAUGUUAAUGCAACUUGAACCUGCCCCAAAUCAGAGCUUGUUAAUGAAUUGAUUUCAAUAAGUGGCCGAACUGGAAGGAAGAAAAAUUGAGAAGAAAGAGCAGGUCAGUAAGUUACAGCACGACUCUCAGGAGUUAGUUUCUUGGUUUCUUUCUAUAUACAGUACUCAUGUUGGACUACCUUGAUUGCAUGUAGAAGUACAUAGCUGCCACCUUUAAUUGUGUUCAUGUUGUCAAACUGCAUGAACAAGCUACCAGUUUAAUGAAUACUGUAACUGUUCUUUUGAAGAACCACCUGUCACUGCAUUAAAGCCCAGCCUAAAUAAGUUCAUACUUCCUGUUUUCAGUAGAAGAGCUGUAAGUCACACCAGAGUCACAACUGACUCGUCAUGGUUAGCCUUAAGGGACAAUGAGUCAGUCAAGGCCACCUGUUAGCCACAGCCACUGGAGAGCUAUUCAUUACUCUCCUCCAUGGUGAACAGAGGUCCCCACAGAGGCCAAUAAGAAGCUCUCAGCCAGCGAAGAGUAGCUUCCUAUAUGCUAACAAAAUAUCCACACCAACCAUUAUGACAUAUUUACUUUGGGUAUUAUUAGCUAAUGUGGAGGAAGUGGUGAAAGUGAAUUGUUGAGUAAAACUAGCAGUGUAUGCUAAAGCUCUGAGAUAGUGAAACAUGUCUGUUGGUCCAUGACUACAAAUACUAAUUUAUUCAGUCAUUUUACUGCCUCCUGUGCAGUGAGUAAGGAUAGGCAAAGUAAAUAAAACAUAUCCCUGCUUAUUUUAUUUCCAGUCACUACAUCAUGGUCCAAAUUGGGAGACAUUUAUAUUUGAUAUCAAGAAGAUUUUAAGCUCUUUAAAUUGUUUUAUACCCUAACAUUUAGUUUCCCGUGUUGAGACCAUUCACGUAUGGCCAGAGGGUCACCUGAAUGGGGAGGCAUUUCAAAAUUAAAAAUUAAAAGUAAAAUUAAAAAGUACCUCAAAAAGGUCAAAAAACACCUCGGAUCACCUUGAUCCAAAUUAGCCAAUAUUGUAAUCUGUGUGGAGGAGUCAAUCCAGUAGGCAGUAAGGCUCAGCAGUGACAUGGGACAAGCAUCGGAGCUCCACAUGUCUGUUGUAAAACUGACAGCAGUCACAUCAUGAUUUAAGUCACAUUGUAUGUUGUCACAAGCUUCACUGUACUGCUUGACAGUGUCUGAAAUGUAUUGUCAUAGCAGCAGGACAUACAAAGAAUGAGUCAUUUUCUACCAGGGCUGUUGCUCUGAAAUAUAUCCCCUCCAGAGGCAUUGUCUGAGGGUCCCUACCUGUAUUGAUAGCCAUUAAUUAUUUUUUUUUUGUGGGCCUCUCCAACAUUGGAUUCCUGUGUUCUCCUUACCUGUUUCUCAACAUACAGAUGGGCUGAUGGCAGGAUCUGAAGCCAUGACUUCAGCCACCUUCUUUGUAAUCUUUUUGGUUUCAUCCUUUCUUUAGAUGUCCAGUGUUUGCUUUGUCCUGGUUCCUAUGAUGCUUUAGUGAACCUGUUAUAUUCUGUUGCAUUUUUUAGUUUCUAGUUGUCAAAUUAGUAGUAUUAAACACAGCCCCACUGCUACCACCUCAGGAAAUGAUUGUAUUACAUUGACUGUGACUAACUGUUGAGUUGUUUCUGCUAUCUAGUUUAAGGAUUCCAACCUGCUAAGAUUUUGUGCCACAGGAUUGCUAAUGCUAAUCUAGCUGACUGUCCUGUGUUUUUCCUUUCUCCCCUGAACCAUUUGGCCCUGAGGACUUACCAAGACUUUAGGGAGCUUUGGGGACAUAAAGCUGUUGUUGUUAAUCUGGAUGGCUGUGCAUUUGUGUUCUUGCAAUUUCAUCUGUUAAUUAAUUUCUUUUCAAGUACAGGUAGACAAACUCAGAAUGCUCUGUUACACUAAUUAACUCGUACGCUUACAUUCUGCGCAUAUGGUGCUCGGUGACGGCUGACAGACGAUGUGGUGAACUGAUCGGCUCAAAUUGCCUAUCACUAUCAAUAAAAAUCCCAAGAUUGUCUUCUGUGUGAUGGCAAAGAUUGGACACAAUUACAGCAAAAUUAUUAUGGAUGUUUCAGAAUAUCGGGUGUAUAAUACUCUGAACCAUGUGAUGCUGAGACAUCAUGUACACGUGCACACCUGUGUGACAGCGUGACUUUAGUAUGCAUGGAUGUGUAUUAGAAUGCUGGGCCUGUAAGGUCUCAAGCAAGAAAAAAAAAUCACAAAAUAAUAUUCCAGUGUUGGAAAGAGUCGGUCAGGCAGGGCAACAGAGAGACAGACCUCGAAGGACAGAAAAUAAAGACCUGAGCAGCCCUGACCACCUGUCAGAGAGCCCAGCAUAAGGAUGUAAUGGAGCUGUUUAGCCUGUAAAGUUCCAGGUUAAAUGGAGUGUGCAAAGUUGCAUGCUCUGUGCUGUGGAGGGUAGAGUUGAGUCCUCUGGGCAUCGAGUUUGUGUCGACAUUUUUGAAGGUAAAAGGGAGGAAAAGGUUCUGGGAAGGACAGGACAGGAGACUGAAUUAGAGAAGAGGAAGAGAAGGGAUCGAGAGAAGAGAAAGAGAACAAGGAGGAGAAGAGGCAGCAGCUUUUAUUGAAAGAAAGCCAAGAAGUUGUCCUGUUUCUAAUUGUCUAUAGUGAGAUGAUGGAUGGUCCAUAGGAGACCACUAAUAGGGAGGCAGGAGCUGCGUGGGUCUGAUUUUGGAAGCGCUUGCAUGAGUACAGAAACCGAGCUGGCUACCUUAAAGUGAUCAAAUUAAACCGAGAAUUCUGAAUUCACCUUUGUACCAUGAUAGAUUUAUUUUUUCUUUAUGGAUUUUCACUCAUUGACAUUUGGUCUUCCAAGUUUUGGACAGUUGUAUGGAUUGGUGAAUAACCAGCCUGGAGACAAUCAGGAGGAGAGGAGUCAAAUUUUCAGCCUGAUAUGUGGCUUUAACAAUGAAGUAUUAGGCAGAUAUAUAUAGACAAGGUUCAAUGAUGUAUUUUCAGAUGCUUCAUCAAGAUAAAACCCACAUUUUUCAGGGUUUUUUUCUGGGUUCUUGGCUUGUAUAGGGUAGUCCUCCGGCUUGGAAGGUUAACAGUCUUACUCAACAUGCUCAACAUGUAUUCACAAUUCAUGUGAUUUAUACUGACCACUCUGCAUAAUGGACAGUGACUUAGUUGUCUUUUAAUCUUGCUGAUAAAUCAAUAUUCAAUUCAGUUUUUCAUAGCUCAGUUUUCUUUCCUCACCACCACCUGAUGAAAGAUUCCAGUCUCACUGCUAGUUGUCAAAAUUGUAUCUGCUAUUUUGGUCCAGCAAAACUGGAUCAAGGUUUUUCAAACUUAAAAAAGUUGUUUGUUGCUUUUAAAAAUAUACAAUGAAGGCGUUGACACUGAGCCAGGACAGCAAGAUCGCAUGCCGCAAACCAAAACAAUGACCCAAAGGGAACUAUAAAAGGUGGAUUACAAGGCUUAGUUACAAUCCCCUGUGGUUUCAUUGCCACAUGCAUUUCUUUUUUACAGUUCUCCAUGUGAUAAAGGGAAUGCAGCAAAGAUGUGUAACAAGGAAAAAAAAAUCUUUUUGCCCCUACUCCUAUCUGAGAGAAUAUUCACAACAUUCGCGGCAGCUUUCCUUGUGCCACACUCACACACUCUCUCCUCUCUCUCUUUCUCUCUCUCACACACACAGACACUUAUAAAUCGAUAUUUUGUAUCCUCACACCUGUUUGUAGCCUCCACGUGUCUCUCUCCUAACGAACCUGUCAGAUUCAGACAGAGAUAGAUGAAGGGGGCAGAGGGGAGUCCCAGGCCCCAACACUGAUAAACACUCCUGUCGAGGAUGAAGAAACAUUGGGCUCAUACGUAUCGUGCGGGCAGAAAGGAGGUGUAGAUGAGGGCUUAAGAGUGAGAGAAAAGAGAGGAAUGAAGUACAGGGAUAGUCUAAUGUAUGUGAGCCAACACAAGGCUCAAGACUGACAGGAUUUAAAGAACCACAAGAACAAGAGGAAGUGAUGGGAGGCCUCCACAGAGGGUUUGAUGGGCACUUACACUACAGUGUGAUUGAACAUCUUUGCCGAGGCCUCUGAGGAGAUGGUAAAUUAAAUACACAGCCAGAUCAGAUAGCUGUGAUUAAAGUAAUACAGGAGUGAGUUGAAGCUUUUCGAUGUGUUGUUUGACUAACUUGUUUGAGAGUAAAGAGAGGAUAAAAGAGGGAAGUGAAUGAAAGCUUAUCGUCUUUGCCUGUGUUAAAAUGAUGUUCCCUCAUUCUGUGUUUCCUAAUGUAUCAGUGCUAUAGCUGGAUAAAUAUCUCUCUUUUUCUUCUUUAAAUUUACUAAAAGUAACAACGAAAGAAAGAUAUACAGAAAACACCAAAUUCUCUUUCAGUUCAUUGUUGAUCUUAAACUCUAGUCGUUCUGCAACUUUUCAGUCUGAAAUCCAAAGAAUUCAGUUUGCAUUCACACAAAGACACGAGCAAAUCAUAACCGAUGGCUUAUGAAUCUUCAUGCAUUCGCUCCAAUCUUAACAAUUGAAUCAUCACAUCACUCCAAAUUAGAAUUGGAUCAUCUAAAGCUGAAACAAUAAAUCAAAUAGUCAAUUGACAGGAAUUAAAUCAGCAACUCAUUUAAGACUUCAUUUAGCCGGACAGCCAUUUAACAUUCACUGAAUGUGAAGAUUUGCUGCUCUGUUCUGUUCUUUAUGUUUGUGGAUAGAGUUUUAAUCCUCAGUAUUGUUGCCCCCUGACUCUUUAGUUUUACAGUAUUUAAAGACCAAAAGAUUUUAUGAUUAACAGAGGAAAGUGUUAGCAAGUAAUAAAAAUAAUCUUCAUCAGUACAAACCACCCAGCUAUGAGAAGCAGUUUCUCCGUUGGCUACAGAUGGGCACAUAAAAGGGCAGCUCUCUGUGUUUGCACAAUGUUAUGUACAGUUUUAAGUGCACAGCACUGUGCUAUUGUCACAGAAAGAACUCUGGCACAAUGCUGAUGUGUUUGAGUGUGAAUAGGGGUGACUUGGACUUGAGUCUUACAGCGAGCUUCAGCACCAUGGACAGCCGCAGCCUUUGCUCUGCAGUAGGCUGCUGAACCGAGCAGAGCCGUGUUCUGCUUGCUGAUAAGUCUUUGCUGGAUCACUCAACCUGUCCCCUGAUCUGCUAGAAAACAACCCAGGACUGUAUUUAUAUACUGUACAUACAUGUACCUUUUUUUCCACCACUGACAUUAAUGAGGAAGGAUAAAAUGCUCAGAUCUAGGCGCAUGUUCCAUUAAAUUUAAUCAUCUCAUUCAUCCAUGUAAACCAAAUGCUUUAAUCCAAUCCCAUUAAAAGUGCUGUUAAGAGCUGGGGCCAGGCUUUUUACUGAGUGUGUGGUCAUUAUUGAUGAGUAAGUGGCUUCCAGCAACUUCUUUAUCAACACUGAAUUAUUAGAUGUCCCUAACCUGUUCAGCUAUUCCAGAUAAUGUGUUUUUACAACUGAGGCCUUCCACUAGAACAGAGCAGCUGCAGGCAGUUUAUUUGAUCGCACAAGCAAAUGUGUUUCAAAACUUUUCUGGGCAGCUUUUCUGUCUGCCAUCAGUCCCAGACAUGACAGUAUCAGCUGAAGGACUGACUCAUUCUGCUCCUCUGAGACCAAAACAAGUUCUGAGACUGCAAAAAUGUGUUUCUUUUGCAGUUUUUCAGGUAAUAAAGUACUGAAUAGCACUCACAAGCCUACAUCUAAUUUGAGUCUAUUUCAUAAAGUUGGCUGACAUUGUUUCCUGUUAAAAAGGAAGCUCUUAAACCAAUUGGAACCAUGUCUGGCACACUAAUUCAGUGUAAUCCAUUACAAGUUCUGUUGGUGAUCUUAAUGAAACCAGAUGGAGGUGUAUAUGUUGACCCCAUUUUCUCAUUAUGUUCUCCAUGAUAUGCAUGAGAUGGCAACCGUCAUGGAUAUUACAUGGUGUACUGACAAAUAUGACAAAUGAUCUUAGAAGUUGGUUAGCCCACUGACUCAUGUCCAUACUGUCUAGCACGGCAAAACAAGCUGUUCAUGCAGACCUUGCCUGAUCUAUUUGAACUCUAACACAUGAGAUAAGUAGAGCCUUUUGUGGACAAUAUCAUGGCUGUAAAUGUUGCACUAUUUUUACUUUCUUCUGUGUUUCCUCUGAUAAGUAGCAGCAUUGUACACACUACUGUAUACUAUGUCUCCCCACUCUAGCUCAGCUGCUGCUCUGGAUCAUUGAUUUUAAUAGGCCCAAGCUAUCCCACACUUGCAUUGCUGCACACUUGAGGGAAUCCAAAUGUGUGUGUUGCAGUGGAACUGUUUUACAGUGGUACCAGUCUGGUACCUAUCUGGAGACUAUGGUGUGUUUUCCUCCUCAUGGAGUGAAAGAAGCCCAGUGGAUUGAAGCUAUUAACUUCUGAGUCAAGCAUCAGCAUGAAAACAAGCGAGCAAGCAUUCAUUUAGUCAUACACCUUCUUGUGCUAUGAAUAUUUACUCUCUCUGUCUCUCGUGCACAGUAUGCUUUAUAUAAAUGUUACAGACACUGGCCUAAAACAGAAGAGACAACAGGAACGUAUUACUACUACCCACCCACCUGACUGAUGUUGGAGUCUAUUACUAUCCUUGUUGACUGAAAACGCCCACACACUAUUGAAAACCCACAGCUAACUCAGCUGUGCAUAAACUUUGAGUGCCAGCUGCUUCCAGGGAACCAAGAAUGCCUACAUUUACAUUUUUUAUCUCAAGAAAAGACUAAAUAUGAGUUGAAAUAUGGUUGCAGGAGUACACUUGCUUAACUUGUUGAUUGAUGCUCUGUCUGCUGCAGUAUUGUAGUUGUGACCUUGUUUGGGGGAAGUCUUAGUAAAUAGGAUUCAAAACUCUGUCUUUACUCAGCAGGGUCUUAAAGUGUAAUUUUCAUUUGCUAGAGAUGAGUCUAUGUUUAAAAUAUAAAACAAGCUGAAUGAGUGGAAUGAAUCUUGCAAGUUGUUCUAUUAAAGUGAAAGACUGAGAAAGGUGAACCAAGUCUUCCAUUACCUGAUUGGAGAGAGCUUUUUGAUGAAAUAGGAUGAAAUUUCUUAUAGUGGGAACAGAGCCCAAAACUUAACCAUGGACUGUAAGUCUUCCUAAACAAUGUCAGGGACUUCUUCUUCCUCAGGUAGUUGUUGUUGUUGGUAAGGAAAGACUGAGUGACAGUUCCAGAGGCUCACCCUAUUGUGUGGGUGACAGGAAAGGCACAUUUAGCAGGAACAUUUUCAUCCAACUGAGUGGAUGUGAUGACUACAGUGAGGUUUUCACAGCUGCUUGAAUAUAGCCUCAUCCAUUUUUGGUUGAAAUACGGCAGCAUGUCCAUGAGAAAGUUAAGGCUUCGUUUUUAAAUUUGAAGAUAUUUUAUAGGUGCAAAUGAGCAAUAAUAGAAAAUAAGUCUUACCUGUUCACUGACUUGACAUUAGAUUUAUUCAGGGCUUUUUUUGUACUCUUCAUUCUGAGCAGCUUAAUCAAUAAAAAAUCUGUAGUUUCUCAGAUGGCAUAAAUUACAACAAAAUGAGCUAACUCUCUGACACUUAGCAUGAAGAACUGGUCAAUACUCAACUUUUUGUAAUAUUUCAGGUUAUUUUUUUCAAAAGCUGACCUUUAUAUAGCACUUUAUUUAACUUAAAGGCACUGUAAGGAACUUGGUCCUAAACUGAUUUUGAUGACUCCAACGUUAACCAACGUUAUUUUCCACAACGUUAUUUUCCACAACGUUAUUUUCGCCUUGUUUUUAUACAUAAAGGAGCGCAUCAAUCCUGUCGGACCCUGUUUCAUAAUGUGAAGGGUAACGUACAAGCUUACACGGGCUAUAGUGAGUAGCGUGGGUCACGUAACAUAGUGUAACAUGAACAUAACAGCGUAGCUCCUUGAGCGGCACGAGAGUGGGGGUAAACCCCCGAAGAUAAUUUUUCACAGGAUGCAGGAUAAUAAGGUGAGGUAUUAUUUCAUGGUUACACAGAAUGACAGUAAAAGUUUGUAAACUAUGAUUAAUUACCUCAUGCCAGCUUUCAAAAUGUAAUCAAAUGUACCUGUCUGAUGUUAUCCUUCACAGCCCCAGUGACAUGAUAUGCACUCUGGUCCAAACAACGUAAAUAUGCACAGGUUUGACUCUUUUGUCCUCAUAUAGUUGUCUGAUGUACAACUGCUCAGUCUAAAACAACACUUACAGAGAAAACAUACUGGAUCUAUUUUUGCUAAUCCCACUGUAGUUUGAGCCAUAAAUACAAAGCAUUUUCUAACAAGACAGUCAAAAUAACUUACUCCCAAGUAACUCCUGCUAACUUACUUCACAGUGCCAAACUUGACUAUCCCUACUUCUGAGUGGAUGCCAAAUAUUGACUCAAGCUUCAAUCAUGUCACUGAUCAUUUCCCAUGUAGGUCAUGAAGAAGCAUUAGAAUUAGAGUGGUACCAUUUUAAAAUCAAUUAAACGUCCUCACAGUGUCUUUAAAGUUGUCAAAAAAGCUUUCACUUCCAGGCUCCACCCAUGUUACCCCAUUGGCAUCUCUGUGGGUGUGUUACAAUGUCACAAUGCCAUUUUGCAGUUGCUUUUAUCCAAAGCGACAUACAUUCAAGAGCAAGAACAACACAAGACAAGAUCUAGACAAGAGGAAACAAGAUCAGUAAGAGCUACACUUUUGGUAUGACUUACUUUAUUUGGUUAUGGCUGACUUUAUUUGGGUAUGAGUUACUUCUCAGACUAGAUUAAGUUGCUCCUAAAUACACAAAAGCAUGGCAUGGUACACAGACUUGGCAGUUAGGCGUUACUACAAUCACAAGUAAAUGUGAUAUAUAAAAUAACACAUAGCUGUUUAAACUAAUUCCAUUUUUUUUUCUGUGAUUAUCCAGUAUUUUCGCAGUCACCCUCAAACUUUGCUCUUGUCCCAAAAUCUAUCCAUGAAAUCCUCCUGGUUUUGAAAGAAACAAAAACCGUUGUAAACAAUAGCAGCCUUUAAACAGACUCAGAAUUAACCAGAUCCCCAGUUCUCUUUGUUGAUGCUGCAGCAAAGGCUUACACACCAAACCACCCACUAGUCCUCAUUCUCAACACCAACAUAUGGUAAGAAGCAAGAGCCUCGGGCGUUUCCUAUUGGUUGCUGGCUUUGCUGCCAUAAUUUCACUCUCUUGAUGCCAGAAUCCCACACUCUGGAGUUUCACACUUGGGCUGUAAUCACUUUGAUGAUCUGGAGGCUUGACCUUUGCUGACUCAUGUAGCCUUACACCACACUCAUUAUGUUUCCUAGAAAUGUGUUUAAAUCCCAAAAAAGCUAUAUCACAACACACAUGUUAGAAUAAGUAAUCUUAGCCCCUAUACUAAGGACAUAUGGCUUGAUGUAGUUCGACUUGUUUGUUUGUGUAAACAUGGACAGUCUUUUUGUGUUUGAAUUUUGAAUAGGAUGUAAAAUGCCAGCGUUGUAUUUCAUUAGAUGGGCAACUAUUCUUUACCCUCCUAAUGAAAUACAUUUUGGUAUGUAAAACAGGAAUGAAUAAACAUGAAAGAGAGAAAACAGGGACACGACCUCGCUGUUCUCAAUUAGGGUUCUUGGUCCACUGCCUGAUGAAUUUUGGUCGCAGACUUGUUCAAGCUGCAUUCCAUAAUAAAGCUAUUCAAAGAGAGGAAUAACAUUUGCUCAUUAGUAUUUUCAAUAUCUAUGUAUUGUUGAAACACACUUUGACAGAAUGGAAAUAGGUGAGUAGAUAUGCAGUGUUGUAUUGCUUGUAUCUAUAAUGAGCCAGAGCAGCGACAAAAUAAAUCUCACAGAAGAAAGGAAGCUUUAUGAGACAGGAAUUCAGAUGUUAUUAAUGUCCUUGUUAGGUGGAUUUUGCUCUAUUUAGAGCCUGAAUAGUCAUUUUGCGAAGGUGUUCAUCACAUCUCAGCUCAUUCCUUAAUAAAUCAGUCUAAACUUGGCGACUACUAUUUUAGAUUUCAGCCUGUUUCUCAUUCAUACUCUUUCCACUUUAUGUUUCUCAGCCUUUCUGCUCUGUGCUUUCUCCCUGUAAGUUGUUAGCCGUGCACCCUGACUGUGGCCGGGCCCCUGAGGCAGAAGGGCUACAGACAGAUGGCAGCGCAGUUGUAAAGCCAGGGGGGUAAAGUGAGGAGGUUAGUUGGCGUGGCAGCGGGUAAGGAGGUGGUCCAUUCAAGGGCACAUUGUCAGUUGCUUGGGUGGAAGGCGCAGGGUGACUGGAGCGAGGACUAGAGACUCUGUUGGGUUUACAGACAUGAUAGGUUUUGAGGGUCAGUCUGGUGUUAUUUAUAGCUGUGAUAAGAACACUGAAGGACAAAUGUAGUUAGCAGGAAAGGUUAUACAAGGAUUGAUAUAUUCUUUUGUCAUGAGAAACAGGCUUGGUAUAUGAGUACAAACUUACGUAAACUGAAAUAACCUGGUAUAGACACGGGUUUUGUAUAUCAUUUGAAGGCAACACCAUGAGGUUCAUUCAAUUUCUUCAACAUAAAAAACUCCUCAUAGGAGCUUUAAGUUGUGUCUUCAGACAAUAAAAUCACAUCAAUCUUCUUUUGACUGUAAAAUCUGUAAUUUAUAGAUUUAUAGAGCAUAACAUGAAAACAUGUAAAAACUAUUUCUUCAGCUGCUUCGCUGAUAUCUACUCCCUCACACCGGAUUCAAGCAUUGGAAAUAAAAAAAAAAAAAUGAUUUAUCUUGUUGUUGAGGGUCUUGUUUGCAUUUAUGCGUCAUAAAAAGGCAUCUGUACAAAUCUGAGUAUAUUUCAUAAAGUUAAAAAAAAAAACUCCUCACUGGAGCUUUAAGGUGAGAUCAAACCCAGUGUGGCAAAAGACAGAGUAUUGAUAAAGUCAUUAGUAUCCAAAGAACCUAAUGACGUAAAUAAAUGCUAGAUGCUAUAAAUGUCAGUUUUUUUAAAUCCGUACACUUUUGUAGUAUAGCUCAUUAUUUCAUUUCAUCAAAGAAGCCACUAAGUGACUAGUCGAUAUCCUUGCACUGAAGGCAACAGUGCCUGUUUGUUGUGCCCCUGAAUAAUACGAUGUUGAUAGCAGAGCUGUUUCACUCUGACGUGCCUUUUUCUACUACAGUGAAAGAUUUAAAAACACAAACCCACUCAUUAGAUCAGUGAUCAGGUGAUUCAGCAAACCAAGGCUUUGCCUCAUACAACCUCACUGCUGAAACUCUGCUGCUCAUUUGAUCCUACCCCUCAGUGUGAUUACAAAAACUGUAAAGGUCACACACACACACACAGAUUCAGAGGAGUAUUUAUUGCUCACUCACAUUCUUUGUGGUUGUCAGUGAUACAGCAGAGCAGAAAAAUAAACUUUUCACUCAUGAGUGGAUGUUAUUUCUAAGGUGAUAUUCCUAUACUUUCAUUGAAGAUGUCUUGUUAGCUCACCUUGGGCUGGAGGGGGAUGUGCUCACUGUGUACAUGUAGAGGGGAGAUCUUCUGCUCCUGAAUGUGCUGACAAGCUGGUUAAGUGGGGUGUGGUCCCUGGUGGCACACUUACAGUCUCUGUUUUCUUGCCAAGUCACAUUAUCAUAUUGCCCACUUUAUCCCACUCUUAAAUCAUUUUGACUUCGUACUGCACUAAUGCAGUAUAAAAUGUAUUAUGCAGGUUUUAUAUUUGGGGUCCUUUUAUGAAUGAUAUUACGUUUUCUAUUAGGAGUUUAAUCUUUUAUCCAGUGAGGAGCUAAAACGCCGCCACCCAGUUGGAAUUACAGUGUGUGCAGACUAGUGUUAGAGAGAGACAUGGGCACGGAGCGAACAGACUAUUGGUCCAGCGCAUCAGCACGACACAUGGAUUUAAUAAAUCCUAUUUGCAUUAGCAUAUUAAUUAGAAUUGCACGUAAUCGCCACAUGGUGCAUGUAGUCCGCCCAUGCUUAUCUGACAUACAUUUGAAUACAUCCUCAUUCAGCGGAUAAAAAAAAAAUCUCCAUGUGUUUUCACCUAAUUCCUGUACUCUACCCAGACUCCUGUCAUUUUCUAUGAACAGCCGCCCCUUCUAUGAAAAAUGAAGAGUUACUUGAUAUGCAUUAUAAAUAGCUGCGUCGUGAUUGGACGAACCCAGAUUCUCCUGCAAGCGCUUCCGUAUAGCAACAGCCCCCUCCCAUCUCUCCUUCUCAUCUCUUCUCCCCGGAAUCCCCCUUCUUCUUUCUCUCCUCCUCUACUGAACCCCUCCCUCCCUCCCUGCCUCCCUCCCUUCAUCUCCUUCCCUGUUUCUAAAUGCAGACAGAGCUCAUCCUCCAUGAGGCUUCACCCCCAUACCCACAAUGCACUGGGUGCUGCCACUGGCUUAAGAUGUGGCAUGCACUGUCUGAGUAGGGGGCUCCUCUGCUCUCCUCUCUCCUCCUCUUCCUCUGACCUACACACAGACUCGCUCCUCCUGCUGGCUCCCACUGCUGCGGCAGCAUCUGGAUGUGGUCGCCAUGGCAACAGCAGCAGGCCUGACCCCACCCCCUCUCGCCCCUCUCUUCCCUUACACUUCAUACACACAUGCGCUCUUUCUCACUCUCUCUCUCUCUCUCUCUCUCUGCCUCUCACACAAACACAACGCCUCAGCCCCUCCCACUCCCCCCUCUUCUUCUCUUAAGCUUUUUUUUUUUUUUGAGCAACUGGGUGCAUUUUCCUUCAAGCUUGACCUGGAUUCUGCGUGCCACGCCACGUCUGCCACGCUGCAUGUGUGACAGUAGUGAUGAUAACAUGGUGAGACGGAUGUGCAUGGUCAAUUGACAUGUUUCCUGGAACUUUGAUGCUCAAAGCCAAACUGGAAAUUACCUCCUUUCAUCUCAUAUUCUCAUUUUUCUUAUUACUUUUCCCCUUUUAUUUCCUUGUCCUCUCCUCUUCAUUCUUUGUUUACCCUCCCCUCUUUUCCUCUUUUCUUUUCUCUUCUCCUUUAUACUCUUGGUUCUUCUCCCUUUCCUUGUUCUUUCUUCCCUUUCCACUCUUUCCUUCUCCCCUCCCUUUUCCCCACCAUCAUACUCUUUCUACCCCCUCCACAUGUGCUUCAGGGAGGAAGCAAGGGGCAGCAAAAAAGCAUGAAAGAGUCAGCUGUAUCCUCCCCCUCCAACACUGUACUCCCUAAGACUCACCCCCCCCCCCCCCCUUUCCCCAACCUCCUCCAUCACAAAUCCUUUCCUCCUCCUCAGCUGAAUAUUGAACAAAGAUAUUAGCCUCCUGAAGGCAGAUAUCGCCACAGUUUUGUCACACUGACGUAUGUAGCACUUAAAUUAAUGCAUUUAUUGCACAUUUCCUCUUUCUUGGCACUCUCAGAGACUGCAUGAAGGCAAACAAGCAUUAAUGUGCGUGUACGGAUCUUUAGACCCACACUUUCCUGAUAUGAGUCACAACCAUCAUGCAUUGAAAUAGAAGUUUAAUUUUAUGCUCUCUGUGUAGAGAUGGCAGCAUGGUAGAAGGGGACAGCCUAUUUAUUACGUUAGAUUAAUUUUAUCAAAUGCACUCAUCAUAGAUUGCUGCCUACUCCCCUGUUUAUUUCCAAUCAUAUCCUCAAGCAAUUAGCAAAAACGAUCAGGGAGGAACAUGGUAUUCUUUGUAAUUCAAAACAGAAUAGUGAUCUUUAGUCUUCAGAGGAGAAAACAAACACAUGUAAGGUUGUCAUAUGCAACAAAACACACGCACAGGCACCCAAAGCAUGUUUCAUAAGAUGGAACAAUGAAGACACACUGUAUGCAGCCCAUGUUGUCUGCCUUUUCCAUGUCACUGUGUGGUAUAUCGUACAGAGAUUUUUUGUUCACCUUUUUCAAACAUUUUGCACUUUGGAAGACAUCUUUGAGAGCUAGGACCAGAGGACAUUUAGUUUCAGAAAAGGAGCAGUGCAUCAGAGAUAGGGGGUUGACACAAUGAAAAACAAUCAGCCCUCGCUGUUUUUUUACCAGGUAGCAGAGUCUAAUGCUGGGAAAGCAGCGCUCCUGGCACACCUGUUGGUCUCAGGGGAAACAGAUCUUUUUGUAGCCUUAUGAAGCUGUCGGUGUCUGUGUGCCGUUCUGAUCCCUUCAAAAAUUGGCCUGUGAGUCUGUUAUUUAUUUUGAAACAUGACGUAUAGCUCAGUGGGAAGGGGCUCACAGCCGUGAGGGAGUGUGCUGUGAUCAAAUUAGUCUCUCUAAUUCAAUCUGUUCACAGCACUUGGAGUCCAUCAUGGUUUAUUCAGUAAGGUGAGCAUACUAAUUGUGCUCUGGUUUCUUUCUCUCCUUGUUUCUGCUUCCUCUCACUUACUUUUGCACAUUUUCUCCAUCCUUGCAUGUCUUAAAUCUUCACCUCUACACUAUAACACACUUCCUCAACUUUUUCCCUGUCUUUUACACUCUCUCCUUAACCAUUUUCAUCCUCCUGUUGCACCUCUGGGCUCUCCUCUGGGCCUCUCUUCCGACUCCAUCGUCCCUGUAGUAGAUUUAGUUGACCAGCAGAGGGUGCUGAGGACCGGCUGCCUGGUGACCGGGGUCCACACUCCACCCAUCCGACGUAACAGCAAGCUGGCCACCCUGGGACGCAUCUUCAAACCCUGGAAAUGGAGAAAAAAGAAAAACGAGAAGCUCAAGCAGAGUUCCACAGGUACAGAGAAAGAUGAGUGGGUGUAGGGUGAAGUGGAGUCGUGGGUGGUUGUAGUAUUUCCAGGUCCACGUCUAAAAAUAGAUUCACACACAUUGAAAUGCCCACGUUUCUCUGCAUCUCCUGCAGUGGAUUGAGUUCGGAAGAGGUAAUGAGAGAGUGUGAGAGAGUUUAUGUGAGAUUACAUGCUGUUACUGUGUGAAUGGAGUCAGUGCUCUUUAAUUCAUUAUGAUCCCAAAGCACACUUCUCCAGAUUUUUACUCAAUACUCAUGAUUUGCCAGUAUUAAUAAUAACCACAUUAUAGCAUAUUAUUCCAAAAUACAACAUACAAUUCAUUUUAAAUUGCAGCUGUCUUCUUAAGCUGUUCCUAAAAAUCAAGUCCUUCAUGCUCCUCUUAUAUUGACAUCAUCUGGAGUUCACAUAUUAAUCAUAGCCAGUUACAACACUUACAUAAAUGGCUCAAAAAAAAAAAAAAACAGAAAUCAGAGCCACCACAUGGGCUAUAUGUUUAAAAAAUUAAACUGAGGAGUGUGGACUUCUCUAAAAUAUACCAACAGUGGGCAUUUUUGUUUGAUUUAGCUUUUAAAAACUUGUCUGUUAGGGUCAUUACUUUUCAAUAAAAUAGGACCUUGUAUCAUGACACUGAUGUAGUUCAAGCCCAGAGGCCAUCUGAAAUUCCUCAUCCAGAAAAAUGACGAUGUCAUCAUACAGACCAACCGUGGGUUCGACAAUUCAGACUAUAUAUGUAUGGACUAUUGCACAGUCACCUUGUGUGCAUAUUUGUAAAAGCAGUCAUAGCAGGUACCUGCACAAUGUCAUGCAUUAUAUUUGCUGAACACAAGGCUGAAUGUGAUGCUCUUGCUGUAAUGGAGAGUGCCGUUGACUCAAGGUGACACAAAGACUAAAUGUCAUUCAGGGAAAUUUUCAGUGAUGGUCACAUCACAGGUCUAGUGUGGGGCUGGUCAGUCAGUCUGUGCUCUCCUGUGUGAUUCACUUUGAGGUGGGGGUUUAUGCUGCGCAUGCUUUUUUAUGGCUAUUUUUUAUAUUCUAGUGUAAAUGUUAGAAGUCAAAACAUGAGUUAAAAUAGUCAAAUCAUUCGCAUCAAAAUUGAACAGGCAAAUAAAUGAAAUGGUCUUGAAAUGGACUCUUUUAUAAGAGUAUAUUUUAGCUUUCUAAAUAUGGGAGAAAAUAGAUUAAACCAAAAGAGGUGUAGCAUCAGUCCCAAAGAUUGAUGUUUAUAGACUAAAUUAUUUCACAUGAAUGACCUGCAAAAGUCCUGACAGCUACACACCUGUCUUCCUCCCCACAGAUGUAGCAUUAUCUAGCGGUCUUCUAUGCCACGACCCACACUCCCCCACCCAGGGCUGCUGCUCAGAUGGUACGGUCCUGCUUGGAGGAUUCGGGGGACCUUUGAACUCAAACCUCACAGUCAGCAGUGUGGAGUACCUUGGUCCUGAGGAGGAGCUGCCCCCGCCUGGUAGGACAAUCCCUCACUCUACUUACAGUCACCAAAUCAAUGAAUGUUAUGGAGCUGCAAAACACACAGACGAGUCAGAGAAUGGAUUUAUAAAGUGGUCUGUUAUCUUUCUCUUACAUUAGCAGUAGAUCAAUACGACAAUGUACAAUUGUGGUCUCUAAUAAAGUGCAUAGAACCAGUGUGGUUAAAGAUGAUUAUUAUAGAGUCUCUCACUACAAAAGUGGGUGAAAACAAUAUCGUGUCAUGGUUUUAAGAAUGCAAACAUCAGAAGUAUUUUUGCUUCAUGUGAUCCACAAAGCUGUUGCUUCUGCGGAUCAAACAGCUAUGUGGAUUUAGCCCCUAAAAAUAUACCACUAGAGGGCAGCAAAGACGGUUCAGUGAAGAUCAUUGUCUCAGAUUUCAUCUGCAAUGACAGGUCUGUAAUAUACUGUACAUGACAACAUGCAAAACCAACAUUUUAGAGUAAAUUUAAAGUGGCAGGUAAGUAAAAAGUUUUUUGAGUCUGUGUUUCUUCUUCCACCUCAAACAAUAACUGUAGUUCCAUGAAUCCAUACCGCUGUUGACUCUUAGUAUAAGUCAGAUGUAUUUUUCCACUAGUUCUGUCACACUGGUAUUUCAAACGCCCAUCCAUCUACAAGCAGUAUCAAUUAGCUGCCAACCUCUAAACAGUGAUGAUAUAGUUAUAUUCUGUGCAGCAAAACUAAUAUAGAUCCCCCUCUAUUCCUGUCUGCCGAUAGCUGCCCCUCCCCAGGACUGUGAUCAGGCAGAGGAGAAUGUAUCAAUACCACAGGAGGAGGGGGGAGAAGAGGUGCAUCCUGCCGGGGAUUUACCUGAGGGUCUGCAAGACAUGGGGGAGCAGAUGGAGGAAAGAUCAGAGGAGGAUAUCUCUACAGGAACUUCUCCACCACAAGUACCUCCUAAACAUUUGCCCCAGCUGAGUACAGGAGACGGUGAGUUACAUCAGCAGAUGUACUAAAGCUGCUGCUCUGUUUGAACUACAGUUGGUUCUUAGAUUUAGGAGAGGUAAAUAAAUAAGGUCAAUAACAAACCUCUUUACUAGAAUUAAAAUGAGAACGACACUGUUAAAGAAUACUUAGCAGCAUCUAACCGAAGAGUUUAUUCAAUUUCAGUACAGUUACAGGUAAUGCACAUUGUAUAUAUUACCUCUAGACAGUGCUAUAUAAAUUAUUUUAUUUUAUUAAUUUAUUUAUUCUUUUUAAAUUUAGACAUCUAAAAUAUGUCAAGGAGUCUCACUUAGGUGCUUUUUUGUCUAAAUCAGAAAUCAAACCACUCAUCAAACCUACCCCUGAGUAAGUGAUCACAGAUUUUUCAAAGCAGAAGAUCAAUACGUAAAAUUACCCCAACCCCAAUGUUGAAUUUUCCUUCGUAGAUAAAUAAAGUUCUUCUUAUUCUUAAUCUACCAAGAAGCAGAGUUUAAAAAAAAGUAUUACCUAACUUGUUGCUAGUUAUAAUAUGAAGAGGGACCUUAUACAAAUAAUCACGCAGGGUUCAAGUUAACCAGAGCUGUAGUUGUGGGUCACUGGUAAAUCCACAAGAAAAAAUAACCUUGUUUAGAUAUUGUAGAUUUAAUAAAGUGUUCAGAAAUGUCCCAUCUAAAAUUUAAGACCUAUCCCAAGUAGAAAUAAGACUUUUGGGGGCUUAGAUGUAUUAAAUUGGAACUAAGACUUUUCAAGGCAAUGCAGGAACCCCAACCAAGACACAGAGGAUUUUUUAUUUCAGUCUUUUCUUUUCUAUGGGUAAAGGUAGAGCUCUUCAAAUUCUAAAAUUGAUUUUCAGCUCACACACAUGCACACCUGUAAACCCAGGGAAGGGUCACAAUCUGCCUCAACCCCUGAAUGCUUUAAAUGCGGCUCUGUGUAUGGUUUUAAAAUAGACAUACCGCCAGACUGAUACUGCUGUCCGCGGUCUACUUUGCUCACAUUUAACGCUCCCUCUCUCUCAGUCAUACGACCACUCACAAGUUAACACACCGCCUGACACAGUUUAUAGCAGGAGGUGAGACGCAGAGGUGUAAGAGAAAGUGAGCCUCAAUGACUUUGACUUAUUGGAGGGUGAUAGUUAACACAAUCUACAUUUCUAUUCGUCAUCCGUGUUGCAGAUUCACAUUUUUUUAAUUACAAAGCAAUUUGUGUCUGAUCCUACUGCACCCCUGAAAACAGACCCACAGCAGAAUAUAAUGAUGAUGAAAGAGAAAAGGACAGAGGUGUAUGAUGAAGGAGAAGUGGAGAUGGUGACAGGUGAUGGUGGGUCAACAGUGUAGUACAAUACUGCAUGGAUUAGAUUUUUAAAAUGUGCAUUUUUAAUGUCUUUUAGUAAAGAAAUAACCAGUAAAAAAUAUUUAUAAUAACACUACCAUAACACAACAACAAUAAUACAAUGAAACAAUAAUAGCUAAUGGCAAAAAUCCCAGUUUCCCCAGAGAGUGCAUAAAAUAGCAUCACAGCAGAGUCCAUUUAUUACCCGAGACCCCUCUCCUAAAGUCUGUGGUAUGUCUCCCAAAAAGCUUCAUGAGUUCCUCUUGGCACGCUGUAGAAAAUUUGAUUCAGAUCAAAUAAUAUAAUUGGGGUUUGCUGUAUUACGGCAUAUAUGAAAAACGACACUCUGUAUCAUGAAAAGUCCCAUUCCAAUGUGUCAUAAUUUGACUUUUCUCCACAAUUCAUACAAGAAAUAAAGGUUAGUAAAUAUUUUUCACCUGAAUAAAUGAGGAGGGCAGCAAACCAUAAUCUUGUCCAUGCCAAAUGUAAACCAUUUCAUAGUAUUUUAUUCUUCAGAUUGAUUUCUUUGAAAGAAACUCAUAGGGUUGGUUUUUCUACAAUCCUUUUUGCUUCAUAUAUUCCUGUCAUAUCAGACACACCUAUGAGUAAAGUUCACAGAAGUGUCUAAAUAUCAAGAAUUGCUUUUUAAAAAAUUCCCCCAUCAUCCUACAAAGGACAGGUUUAUAAAAAUAGAUAGAUUUUUGAAAUUGCCUGUGAGUCACUGUCAUGUGCUAGUCUUGGUGACCAUAUGGAUAAAGCUGAGCCACUCAUCUUUUUACUGAUCUUGAUUAGCUUUACCUCACCCAGUGACAUCAUCUUGCUGUCAUGCUGCGCUAUUCUUUCGACAAUAUUGGACCAGAUGAUUUUACGCUCCACAACCAAAGUAUUUAAUGGUCUCAGGCGUGGGGAAAACCAUGUCAACAUUGAAUAAAAACCUUGCAGGUGUUUACCUCACCUUAAAUUUUGUGUCUGUGCUUAACAUUUUCCCGACAAUAUCAGACCAGAUGAUUUUACGCUCCACAACCAAAACGUUUCAUGGCGAGUACCAGGCAUUUAUAACCAAAAACAAUCAAUAAAACCCCUGAAGUGUUUACCUCAGCGUAAGUAUAGGUCACUGAUUCAUACAGCCUGAUCUUUCUGUCUUUUGAUUGUAAAAACACAUGGCUCACUAUAGCUACAUCUUUUGUGUGUCUUAUCUUGCCUUUUUUUCAGAUUCAGGCCCAGUGUCGCUCCCCACUCACCUGCCAAACUCCUACCUCCCCAAGGAGCCUCUAUCCAGGGCCACAGAGAGCAUGGCUUCAAUGACCCUACCACUACGAGGGCCCCUAUCAAAUCCUUCAGGGUCCCCUCAUCUCGGCAACAUGAUGCACCCUCCCAUGCCCCCAAGUUGCAUCAUGGAGGAACUGCAGAGAGCCUUUGCUUCCAAGAACAGACAGGAGAGGUUGGUGCUCUAAUUGAACUCAUACAACAGCCUUCUCUCUUAGACUGUAAAAUACCAAACUGUAGGUAUACCUGAAAUCUCCUCCUAGUGCUGUUGACAUAAUCCUGCAUGUACAUUCCUCCCCGUGUCCCCUCAGUGUACAUGAAGGGUGUGAGCAGGGCUCACCUCCCCGGCUGUGGUGCUCUGAUGGUCGGCUCUCCCGCUCCUGCAGCUCAGAGAACCAACACACAUCAACCUUUGUGGGCAGCUGUGUGGUAGGUGGAGGGUCUGACUGGCCCAAAAAGGAAGCGGAGGAGAACAAGGAGAACGUGCGGCUGGACCAUUGCUUCUCCAACACCUCAGGCCUCCCCACUGACUUGGACGGCUGGAAUGAAUCUGUCAUCUCUGGUGGGUUAAAGAGUUCAAAGGUGUUAUUUAGAUUUACUGUAUGGAAGCACUUUGACUUGAAUACAGGGUUUGUUUUUGUUUUCACACUGUGUUACAUACAAUUAAAUAGUGUUUUAUGAGUUUGAGUGCUGAUUUCCUCUUUAUUAUUUACUUAAGUAAAAAAAAAAAAAAAACAUAGAAUAAAUAAAUGAAUCCCUGUAGUAAUCAGACUGACCUGCCUGAAAACCAUCAUUGCUAUGGCUGGAAAUUUAGCUGUUUUCCUUGAGCCCCAGAGAACAGCCAGGUCUGACACCUGUCCUGAAUACUACUGAGCCCCACUUUCCAGUCGAAGCAUCGUCUUAGCCAGCUUUUACAGUUUCAGAGAGACAUUUAACAUCCUGCAGUUCACCGUUUUGGUUUUUGUCCCUUUAGACGACGGCAUGGAUUACGUACCCAUGAAUAUUAGACUGUAAUGUGCAUUGACCAGUGGAUGUAAUUAUUAAAGGCACUAUAAGAAGUUUUUAACAGACUGAAACUGAUACAGGUGCCUCUAUGAACUUGAGAAUCAAAUAAGACCAUCAGCAACAGGGAUGAUAAUCUCUGUUGUAACUCCUGUGAAGGGUGGGUGUCAGACCAAUGAUUGACAUCAGGCUAAAAAACAGACUUUUUUAUGUUACCCACAUUAAGUGAAACUGUUCACUGUAAAGAGACAGAAGAAGGACGUUUUUGUCCAAAAAAUACCCUCACAUGUACAGAGUAAAAGAUAAGUUUAUUACUUGGGGGGAGUCAACACGAACCAAAAGCUCCUCACAGCAGCUUGUAUUCGAUCAAAUCUGCAGAACAAAAACAUAAUCAUGAUAGCAGCAUUACAUAUUAGCUGAAAUGCUCUCUAAAUAUUGGCAUUGGCCAUUGAAAAGAUUGUAAUUUGUUAAUUCCUGUGUGAUAAUCUGUAUAUUUGUGGUUGCAGGCACACUUCCUCGCAGGCUAAGGAAGGAGUUGCUGGCUGUCAAACUACGAAACAGACCAAGCAAACAGGAGCUGGAGGACAGAAACAUAUUCCCAGCAAGGAGCGACCAGGAGCGUCAGGAAAUCCGCCAGCAGAUUGAGAUGAAACUUGCCAAGUAAGUAAAAACAUCUCUGCACAUCUGUUUUCAGGUAUAAAACUGAUGUAUUUUCUGAGACCGUUGGUGUGAACCAUCCAUAAAUCAUUGUGCAACAUAAUAUAUUGUUUGAUGUGAUUGUUAUCAAUAAAAUCUUUGACUACAUUUUAAGACUCAGGUUUAAAAUGAUAGAGAGGAAUUCUGCGUUGGCAUCAGCAGCAGCUGCAGCAGCAGCACUAGACCACAAAAUCUGACCCUCAAGAAAAGGAGUGGUCAGUCUCUCCUCCACCAAAAUAAACAGUAAUACUGUGAGGUUAAACUGAGGUCCUCUUUGCUGGUUGCAUACUUGUUUUAAGACAGCUUUCAAAGAGACAAUUUGGCACUUUUUAAAAAAUUCAACAAUAUUUCUGUAAAUCUAAAUACAACGUAGCUUGUGCCCCUUUGGGUUACUAACUUAUUGAACAAAUAUACACUUAGACUGUUUUUUAAAUCAUGUUAUUCAGUCCCCCAACAAGCAAUCAGGAGCGACUGGAGGUAGCUUAUACUUAAAAAUGCAAAUAUAAGAAAUAAAGCCAUCUUCACCCAAGACAGAAAGUAUCAGAAUAAUAAUAAUAAGAAAAUUGUGUCAGUUGGGAACAGUUGGGAUGAAUCAUGCAUUUGUACAUCAUUCCAAAUGGAUGAGGACGUGUUAGUUAAUUGUGUUUAUUCAUAAAAUUGACAAACUUUUAAUAUUUAUGGGCAGAUAUAUUAUGUUGCUCCACCCUUGUCUUUCCAAAAUUUAUGCAAUAAUGUUGUUAUUGUGAUAUUUUAUGGCCACAAAACUUGUAAGGUGAAAAUCUAAUAUUGUGAUUGCCCCAGUUUUAAUGCAGUAAGACUUUGGUAUAUGAGCUGUUGUUUGAUGAAAGUAAUUUAACUAUAUCAAUUUGGACUGAGGGAAGUUGAAAAACACACUUUUUUUGAAUGUUUUAUUAAGUAUGAAUCAAACAAUUCCUAACACAACAGAUUUGGAUACCAUAAAUCAAAGGUCAAUGAGGUCCUCAUAAGUUUGAGAAGCGUGUUAAAAAACUAACAGAUUCUUGACUGACAAAGCAGUCUGCCUAAAUAGGACAUCAAACACGUACACAGUAGCUUCAAAAUUAUAGGUCAGACUGAGAUAAAGCAAAACUCAAGACAGAUGGCAAAUGUAUUUAUUAAUUUAUUUAUUUUUGGUAAACCUAAAUGCUUAAUAUGGUCAGUUAAACAACACAAAACAGAAGGAGGAUGAGAAAAAGAAAAUGUAUCUAAAGGGAUUGUAUGAUGGAUUUGUACUGAUGUAAUUUAUGUAAUUUUGCAUUUGGUUCUUUUAAUGCAAAGCCAAUCCCUGAAUUAACAAGUCUCCUCAGAUUUUUGGCAAAAACAGAGAUUCCCAAUGUGGGGAAAAAGUUUAUCUUUCAGACCAAAUAAAAGAGAGUUUUUGAAGUGCUUUGGAGCCAAAGAGUGGACAAAAGUUUAUUCCUGUAUGCUUUCAACGGCACAAUAAUUAUUGGAUUACAAUAAGCACAGACACGCCGCUUCUCCGUACAUGAUGCUCUGUUGUUGUUCUGUACAUCUGUGCUUCCCCGCUUGGACAUCAAUUAAAACACUGCUUUUAACGCAACAAAAACGUGUCCAUGGACUAACAGCAACAGGCUUGUGUGUGAAUGUGUCACAAGACCUGCGUUCUUUAACACCAUCAUAUCAAACAGCGGCAUGCUACUGCGUUACGUAACAUUCUCGGCAAUAACAGCGCCAAGAAGAGAGUACCACCCACACUUCUAGCAGAAAAAGAUUUAUCGACUGUCUGUGAGACAACCAAGAAUACUGCCUCUAGGGCCUAUUCUUAGGUUCACUGGAAGAGUCUUAUAGCUGUUAGAGAAAAGGUGCAACAUUGGUCACAAGUUCACAUACACAUAGUUUAUAUCAACGUGAGGACAGGGCAUGACGGCUGCUUGCAUAAGAGCCAGGGUCUGUGUUUGUCGAGGCAGAGAGGUCCCACAGCAGUGAGAAGCUGCUCAUUAUGUAAAGAUCUGGCUCCACAAAGCAGCGGGUUCAAGUGAUUCAGACUCUUUGAUUUACAGCUGUUUACAACCAUCAAGAGUGCAAAUUCGAUUAAAGAUCAUGAGAGGAUAAACAAAGACAAAUCAUUUUCAUGUGUCCCAUGAUAAAAACAAAGAGUCAACUUUUCAGUGUUUAAGACCCUUAAACACGGUAGUUUCUAUGUGUGCUGCUUUGGUUAGGAGGUAUUAUCAAUCUGGACAUCGAGGAAACCCCAAAGCUUUGAAAAUGUAAAAAAAAAAUACUGCUUUGACGAGUGUUAAGCAGAGGCAGGAAAAUGUGCUAUCCUCCCACAGUCUGUGCAUAAAUUGAAGGCACACUGCACCAUUUUAGAAGGAACUCCUGUCUAAAAAUAGCCCAGAAUCGUGAAGAGGAGGGUAAAAAAAAAGCUUCAUUUCCCCUGGGAAUUCAUACUGAAUGACAAAACAAUCCAUCAAACACUCCUCUGGAUUUCACUGGAUGCUUCCCACAGUCGAUUCAAUCAGCUCUUUAUUCUGUUCUAUCUGCAGCUCACAGUGAAACCUGACUGUUACAUUUGCUGCCGAUCGAGCAGAAAACACCAUCAACAUUCAUGGUGGAUAAUGACACCUUGUCUAUCUGUUGUGUCAGUGAUAGAUGACCUUUCUAUCUAUAGAGACUCCCAGCCUGGCACUCGUGCUGCACUCACACUCCGCUGCUUCUAAUCUUAGACUCUGACUCUGUUCAAUAAUGCAUUCCCCAUGCACUCCCUUCUCUUUGCAAAUGUAUUGUCAGGGGCUGAGAUCAGCAGAAAUAAUGGAUGGAUGGAGCAGGUGGGUGCUGGAUACUGUACGUAAAAAGGGAAGAAUGCUGGGAAUGGCCAUUUUUGUCUUCUAGCACAGUUGGCAGCUGAGAUAAAAAACUGUCCGCCUCUGCCACCCACUCAGCCAUUGGUGUUGUAUUCUUUGUUUGAAACUGUCAUUCCUCUCUUGGCUGGUAUAGUUGGACUUUCUGUGCUCACUCAUUUUAUUACAGAACAUCCUGAGCAGCAAACGGAAACCCUCAUGCUACAGGUGUCUAUGUGUCAUCAUGGUAUUCUGGGGGUGCCUUUUUGAAAGUAAAGCAGAAAGGCAAUGGCGGGAAACCGGGGCAAUGAGUCAGUGUGUUUGUCUCAUGUAGAGAUGUUUCAGCUCUUCCCGAAAAAAAAAAUCCCCUGCCACUUGAGAGUAGCACAGAGUUGAAGGGUUUGUGAUUCAUUUAGUUUCCCAGAACAAAAAUGUGGUCGUGCUAUUAAAAUCCUGUUCGAUACUGACUGUGAUCUUGUGAUUUUUCGGCUCAUGGACAAAAAAAGCAGGCGGUUUCUAAAAAUAGCCUUAGAUUCUCAGCACAGCACGCACAGCUCUGUGUGUAAUAGUAAAAUAUCCAUUAGUGUGUUGCUAGGGAGAAGUGAGAAUGUCUGUGUGAGGACUCUAGUGUCUCAAAGAUACCAAGUGUUGUUGCUAAGCAACCUGGCGACCCGGUCAAUAAUACAGUGGAUGGUUGUAUUCACUAGAGCUUUGGGAGUGAUUUUCCGUUUCAUCUGUUCAAAAUGUGAAACGGUAAGAGCUGUUAGGUAACUUUGUUUGUUUAUCAAAGAGCCAAUAGAGAUUCAAAUGAGCUUUUCCACUCCUAACGUGAUUUCUCUUCUUAUCUAAGUAAACUACUGAGAUAAGAGAAGGAACCUUACACAGGGAAAUUAAAACACAGUAGGGGAAAUUGAUCAAAUUCUAAUCCAACUACAGAAGUCAAUGUAUUGAAUAAAUCUUCAGUCUAGCCAUGCAUGUGCCUUGGAGCAUGGAUUGAGUGUCUGUAUGCAUUACUUUGUAGGCGUCUGGAAGUGUGGUGUUGUCUAUUUAACUGAUAGCUACUUCAAUGAAGUCAUCAACAAGUCUGUUGCUUCUUGUGUUAUACAGAUGACUACUGGUUUCUUUCUAUUUAGAUGGUGGUGUCUUGUUUAACACAUGUAAGAAGAAUAAAACAAGAUUUAGAGACUUGAAAGUUAGCUAUCCAGUCCUUCUCUGCCCACACACAGCAUGGUGUCCAUGCCAGCUUUAUGGAUGUUCAGGUCUCAGAAGGUGUGACCUAACUUUGAUCCAUGAAAGGACAUAACUAUAAAGUGUCCAGCGUUACCCUGCGUGAGGGGAUAAAAAGAGUCCUGCUGUGUAGCAGCUUUCUGCCCACUCUGUCCUUUCCACCUCUGUAGGUGUGCCGUGGGGAGUGCCACUCGCUGUCUCAAACUGAGUCCUGUUGUGCAGCUCACAUUUAUUAUUUAUACAAUGUAUGAAUAGUUCAGAAGAGUGCAGGAAAACAUUGGAUUUUAGAGACCUUUGGGAGGCUUUGAUGGUAAGGGAAUGUAACAGCUUGAAAUGAAUGUACCACGUGUGAUUUGUAUGCUUAAAAUUGAUUGAUAAUAGUGCAAACGAGGUUAAAGCUGUAGCAGCAGAUCAUGAGGCAGAAAAUAAUAUUUUCAUCUGUCGAAAUAUUACUCUGUGUUCAAAGAGAUUUUCCGUCUGAAAGACAAAAAAAGGAAAGAAAAAGAAAAACAGGGGCAAAGAAAAUACUAGGACCCCGUUGGGGCACUGGCGGGCCCGAGCUGUGUCGCGUCCCCCCCCCAACGCGCUGCCUCCUCGUCCCAUUUGUGUCCUCUGGCCAUCGCCCUCUCUGGUAACGCCCAUCACUGCAAAGACCCUUUUCCUUCAUCGGCGUUUGCUGUUCUUCCUGCCAGUGCGUGUUGCUUUCACUUACACUUGCCACAGCCAGCCUCUUGAGUGCCUAGCCUAUUGGAUAUCACUGUCACCUACUCAGGACAGUCAUUACCUUUCUAUUAAUACUUUGUUUUUUAAUUUCACAUUAAUUUCCAUAUUGUAUAAACAACUGGAAAAAACUUGAGCCCCUGCCCCUGUAUAAUCAUGUGCACGUCUCUGUUCUAGCUCUAAGGUGAAUCUUCACUGCUCAUGUUCUCCUCAGAAGCAGUCACCUCACUCCCCUCAGGUUACUGUACACAUGCACCAACUGCCUGCUUCAGGUUUGGAUGGAGCUUCAUGGUUGUCUUUUGGAGAAAUGACCAGUCAAGUUGUGUUUGAAAUUUGAUUUUUUUCAGGGGCAAAAGGAGCCUCUGCAUUCUUGUCAAAUAUGUAAAUAGCAUGUUUUUGCAGGUGCUAAAAACCAGACUCUGAGUGUGUGUGUGUGCGUGUGUGUGUGUGUGUCUGUGUGUGUGUGUGUGUGUGUGUGUGUGCGUUCAAGUCACAUGACAUAUUUAACCGGAUGUAGCUGCAAGACGGAGCCUCGUUGACUCCGUUUCAACUUAUCUCAAAAGUGAGGACCUCAACCUAUAUACCAGUUUUUAAAUUGUGUUGAUAGGCCAAAUAAAACCAGAGUUAUGAUAAAUUAUGUCCGCGAUACUUGUUUUCUGCUUAUUUUGAUCACGUUCGGCGCUCGAUCGCGCUGUAUGAGACAGGAAAACAUAGCAUGCAGACAUUAGCGACAGGUCUUACAGGCGGAAAAGGCUUGCCAAAGGAAAAAAAAACACACCACAACAUCUCUCCUAUUGGUGGAAAACUUCACCACAACAACCAAUCCAAAAUUAUAUGGUUACUGAUUGACAAGGGGCGGGCGCUUACGUUCUUCCUGCAAUAUGAGAAGGGAGGGAGGGACUCUCAGCAGGGAUGCAGUCUGGGACACGUAGUUGCAAACCUAGCAACUUUGUUGUUAGAUUCAAUGACUUUUCAGACCCCCUAACGACUUUUUUUUUUAGAAAGAAAGUGACUUUUAUCGACUUCUUCUGGAGUUUAGAGACUCUGACAUGAAGCAGGCUUUCCUUACUGAGGAGUUAGCAACGCUGCUAAGGGUGCAGAGCCACACAUGCGCUCCGAGCUCUGCAUGGGAGACUGAAGCUGACAGAGCUGCAGCAGUUAGCAGGUUUCACCCUCAGAGACCACCAGGGGUUCAUGUUGAGGCAUUUUCGUUUUUUUUUUUUUUUUUUGCCAUAGACACUGUCAGCACAAUCUGCAGUUACACUAACAAAAAUGCUGCAAAAAACAAAGAAUUAUGGAAAAAUUACACAUGGACUAACAUAGAGGAGGAUAUACACAAGUUUUUUACAUCAUGUUUUACAUCAUGCAUCAUUUACAUCAAGUUUUUUUGUAGUGGCAUAAAUAAAAAGUGACAUUUGUGAGACUAUACAGUGUUUUGUAAAUAAUUUUACAAAGAACACCUGGGCCAUUGCCUGCAUUUUGAUGUAAAUAGAGGUAAAUUACUAUGUUCUUUGUUAAAAAUUUGCAUAUGUUUUGAAGUUUACAAUUUUUAUUUGAAGUUUAAGUUUUAAAAACAGUUCAUCACACAUAUUUGUGGUUUUCACAGUAAAAACGUUACUUUUUUCCACUCGGAUUUUAUGUUUUGUGUGUGAAUUUGGGUCCAAUGUGUAAAUAUAGUAUGUCAAAAUGAUAAAAUAACUGUAAAUUGACACAGGUGAGGUUGUGCUGAAAAAAAUGAUACCAGGCAAGGCAAGGUAAAAAUUUUGUAAGAGGAAAUAUAAAGGUAAAAUCUAAAGUAGUCAAAAACGGCCAAUAGUGACUCACAGACUCCACAGACAAGUGCCUUUGGCGCCACUCAGUGGGCAAAACUACUUUGUCUACUGUAAUGUAUAUUUGGGUCAUCUUUGGCGCCCCCUAAAACGUAAACCGUGGGGUGCAGCGUCAUGAUUUUUACAACUUUGAAUGGCCAUGGAGUGUAGAUUGGCCUGAGCAAAUUUGGUGUCAGUGGGACGAAAGCCUUAGGAGGAGUUAGCGAAAUUCCAAUGUGUGCGAAUCGGCAAAAAAUGCAAAAUAGCCCUUUUACCGUACAUUAUACAGAUACGCGCUCUUUGACUUUUUCGUAGAUCUAAUUGAGAUACACAUGAUUGUCAAUUUUUGUGUCAUUUUGCCAAAGCGUACAGGCGUGACAGUCAACAAUGUGUAUUUUCACCUUAGGGGACAAGAAAAAAUGGACUUUUUUCUCCUGCCAUGGGGGGGCGCUCUUUUAGGGAGUAAAAAUUCCUUCACAAAUGUGUUGAUGGCUGGACAUUGCAUCAUCCUAGAAAACUUGGAGGCCAGUGAGGACAAAAAUAAAAAGUUAAAAGACUUUUAAAAAUGUGGAUUUUUGGGUUAUCUUUGGCGCCCCCUAGAACGUAAACCGUGGGGUGCAGCGUCAUGAUUUGAAUAACUUUUAAUGGCCAUGGAGUGUAGAUUGGCCUGAGCAAAUGUGGUGCCGGUGGAACGAAAGCCUUCGGAGGAGUUAGCGAAAUUCCAAUGUGUGCGAAUCGGCAAAAAAUGCGGAAUAACCCUUUAACCGUACAUUUGACAGAUACGCGCGCAUGGACUUUUUUGUAGAUCUUAUUGAGAUACAUGUGUGUGUCAAUUUUUGUGUCAUUUUGACAAAGCGUACAGGCGUGACAGUCAACAAUGUGUAUUUUCACCUUAGGGGACAAGAAAAAAUGGACUUUUUUCUCCUGCCAUGGGGGGGCGCUCUUUUGGGGAGUAAAAAUUCCUUCACAAAUGUGUUGAUGGCUGGACAUUGCAUCAUCCUAGAAAACUUGGAGGCCAGUGAGGGCAAAAAUAAAAAGUUAUAAGACUUUUAAAUAUGUGGAUUUUAGGGUUAUCUUUGGCGCCCCCUAGAACCUAAACCGUGGGGUGCAGCGUCAUGAUUUGAAUAACUUUUAAUGGCCAUGGGGUGUAGAUUGGCCUGAGCAAAUGUGGUGCCGGUGGAACGAAAGCCUUCGGAGGAGUUAGCGAAAUUCCAAUGUGUGCGGAUCGGCAAAAAAUGCGAAAUAACCCUUUAACCGUACAUUUGACAGAUACGCCCGCACUGACUUUUUUGUAGAUCUUAUUGAGAUACAUGUGUGUGUCAAAUUUUGUGUCAUUUUGACAAAGCGUACAGGCGUGACACUCAAUAGUGUGAAUUUUCACCUUAGGGGGCGCUAUGGAGCCAUUUUGCAUUUUCUUGUUUGGGCGACUUCGGAAUAUCAAAUUUUUCACCAGGCCCGGUCGUCCUGCCAAAUUUCAUGAGUUUUUGCCAGUGGGAAGUGGGCCAUUUUCCAGUUCAAAGGGGAGGAAAAAGAAAAACUAGGGCCCCGGUGGGGCACUGUCGGGCCCGAGCCGCGUUGCGCCGCCCCCAGCGCGACCGCCUCCCCCUCCCGAUCGCGUCACACUCAAGGUCCAAAGAUGGUGUGCGCACUUGUCUGUGGUCAUUUCCCAUUAAAAUGAAUGGGAGGCGCAGUUUCUACCAAAACACUUGCUGCAGACAAACUACAUGUCCUAUUUGAAAAAAGUCUGGACCAUGAGUGAGGGCACAAACACAGCUAGGAUAUAUCCAAACGGCAAGUUGUUCCUCGUUACGGUAUUGUUGACAAAUAUGACAGUCAACAAUGUGUAUUUUCACCUUAUGGGACAAGAAAAAAUGGACUUUUUUCUCCUGCCAUGGGGGGGCGCUCUUUUGGGGAGUAAAAAUUCCUUCACAAAUGUGUUGAUGGCUGGACAUUGCAUCAUCCUAGAAAACUUGGAGGCCAGUGAGGACAAAAAUAAAAAGUUAUAAGACUUUAUAAAUAUGUGGAUUUUAGGGUUAUCUUUGGCGCCCCCUAGAACCUAAACCGUGGGGUGCAGCGUCAUGAUUUGAAUAACUUUUAAUGGCCAUGGGGUGUAGAUUGGCCUGAGCAAAUGUGGUGCUAGUGGAACGAAAGCCUUAGGAGGAGUUAGCCACAUUCCAAUGUGUGCGGAUCGGCAAAAAAUGCGGAAUAACCCUUUAACCGUACAUUUGACAGAUACGCGCGCAUUGACUUUUUCGUAGAUCUUAUUGAGUUACAUGUGUGUGUCAAUUUUUGUGUCAUUUUGACAAAGCGUAUAGGCGUGACACUCAACAAUGUGUAUUUUCACCUUAGGGGACAAGAAAAAAUGGACUUUUUUCUCCUGCCAUGGGGGGGCGCUCUUUUGGGGAGUAAAAAUUCCUUCACAAAUGUGUUGAUGGCUGGACAUUGCAUCAUCCUAGAAAACUUGGAGGCCAGUGAGGACAAAAAUAAAAAGUUAUAAGACUUUUAAAUAUGUGGAUUUUAGUGUUAUCUUUGGCGCCCCCUAGAACCUAAACCUUGGGGUGCAGCGUCAUGAUUUUGAUAACUUUUAAUGGCCACGGGGUGUAGAUUGGCCUGAGCAAAUGUGGUGCCGGUGGAAUGAAAGCCUUCGGAGGAGUUAGCGAAAUUCCAAUCUGUGCGGAUCGGAAAAAAAUGCGAAAUAACCCUUUAACCGUACAUUUGACAGAUACGUCCGCACUGACUUUUUUGUAGAUCUUAUUGAGAUACAUAUGUGUGUCAAUUUUUGUGUCAAUAUGACAAAGCGUACAGGCGUGACAGUCAAUAGUGUGAAUUUCCACCUUAGGGGGCGCUAUGGAGCCAUUUUGCAUUUUAUUGUUUGGGCGACUUCAGAAUAUCGAAUUUUUCACCAGGCCCGGUCGUCCUGCCAAAUUUCAUGAGUUUUCGCCAGUGGGAAGUGGGCCAUUUUCCAGUUCAAAGGGGAGGAAAAAGAAGAAACUAGGACCCCGUUGGGGCACUGGCGGGCCCGAGCUGUGUCGCGUCCCCCCCCCCAACGCGCUGCCUCCCCGUCCCAUUUGUGUCCUCUGGCCAUCGCCCUCUCUGGUAACGCCCAUCACUGCAAAGACCCUUUUCCUUCAUCGGCGUUUGCUGUUCUUCCUGCCAGUGCGUGUUGCUUUCACUUACACUUGCCACAGCCAGCCUCGUGAGUGCCUAGCCUAUUGGAUAUCACUGUCACCUACACAGGACAGUCAUUACCUUUCUAUUAAUACUUUGUGUUUUAAUUUCACAUUAAUUUCCAUAUUGUAUAAACGACUGGAAAAAACUUGAGCCCCUGCCCCUGUAUAAUCAUGUGCACGUCUCUGUUCUAGCUCCAAGGUGAAUCUUCACUGCUCAUGUUCUCCCCAGAAGCACUCACCUCACUCCCCUCAGGUUACUGUACACAUGCACCAACUGCCUGCUUCAGGUUUGGAUGGAGCUUCAUGGUUGUCUUUUGGAGAAAUGACCAGUCAAGUUGUGUUUGAAAUUUGAUUUUUUUUCAGGGGCAAAAGGAGCCUCUGCAUUCUUGUCAAAUAUGUAAAUAGCAUGUUUUUGCAGGUGCUAAAAACCAGACUCUGAGUGUGUGUGUGUGUGUGUGUGUCUGUGUGUGCGUUCAAGUCACAUGACAUAUUUAACCGGAUGUAGCUGCAAGACGGAGCCUCAUUGACUCUCCGUUUCAACUUAUUUCAAAAGUGAGGACCUCAACCUAUAUACCAGUUUUUAAAUUGUGUUGAUAGGCCAAAUAAAACCAGAGUUAUGAUAAAUUAUGUCCGCGAUACUUUUUUUCUGCUUAUUUUGAUCACGUUCGGCGCUCGAUCGCGCUGUAUGAGACAGGAAAACAUAGCAUGCAGACAUUAGCGACAGGUCUUACAGGCGGAAAAGGCUUGCCAAAAGAAAAAAAAAACACACCACAACAUCUCUCCUAUUGGUGGAAAACUUCACCACAACAACCAAUCCAAAAUUAUAUGGUGACUGAUUGACAAGGGGCGGGCGCUUACGUUCUUCCUGCAACAUGAGAAGGGAGGGAGGGACUCUCAGCAGGGAUGCAGUCUGGGACACGUAGUUGCAAACCUAGCGACUUUGUUGUUAGAUUCAAUGACUUUUCAGACCCCCUAACGACUUUUUUUUAGAAAGAAAGGGACUUUUAUCUACUUCUUCUGGAGUUUAGAGACUCUGACAUGAAGCAGGCUUUCCUUACUGAGGAGUUAGCAACGCUGCUAAGGGUGCAGAGCCACACAUGCGCUCAGAGCUCUGCAUGGGAGACUGAAGCUGACAGAGCUGCAGCAGUUAGCAGGUUUCACCCUCAGAGACCACCAGGGGUUCAUGUUGAGGCAUUUUUAGUUUUUUUUUUUUUUUUUGCCAUAGACACUGUCAGCACAAUCUGCAGUUACACUAACAAAAAUGCUGCAAAAAACAAAGAAUUAUGGAAAAAUUACACAUGGACUAACAUAGAGGAGGAUCUACACAAGUUUUUUACAUCAUGUUUUACAUCAUGCAUCAUUUACAUCAUGUUUUUUUGUAGUGGCAUAAAUAAAAAGUGACAUUUGUGAGACUAUACAGUGUUUUGUAAAUAAUUUUACAAAGAACGCCUGGGCCAUUGCCUGCAUUUUGAUGUAAAUAGAGGUAAAUUACUAUGUUCUUUGUUAAAAAUUUGCAUAUGUUUUGAAGUUUACAAUUUUUAUUUGAAGUUUAAGUUUUAAAAACAGUUCAUCACACAUAUUUGUGGUUUUCACAGUAAAAACGUUACUUUUUUCCACUCGGAUUUUAUGUUUUGUGUGUGAAUUUGGGUCCAAUGUGUAAAUAUAGUAUGUCAAAAUGAUAAAAUAACUGUAAAUUGACACAGGUGAGGUUGUGCUGAAAAAAAUGAUACCAGGCAAGGCAAGGUAAAAAUUUUGUAAGAGGAAAUAUAAAGGUAAAAUCUAAAGUAGUCAAAUACGGCCAAUAGUGACUCACAGACUCCACAGACAAGUCCCUUUGGCGCCACUCAGUGGGCAAAACUACUUUGUCUACUGUAAUGUAUAUUUGGGUCAUCUUUGGCGCCCCCUAAAACGUAAACCGUGGGGUGCAGCGUCAUGAUUUUUACAACUUUGAAUGGCCAUGGAGUGUAGAUUGGCCUGAGCAAAUUUGGUGUCAGUGGGACGAAAGCCUUAGGAGGAGUUAGCGAAAUUCCAAUGUGUGCGAAUCGGCAAAAAAUGCAAAAUAGCCCUUUUACCGUACAUUAUACAGAUACGCGCUCUUUGACUUUUUCGUAGAUCUAAUUGAGAUACACAUGAUUGUCAAUUUUUGUGUCAUUUUGCCAAAGCGUACAGGCGUGACAGUCAACAAUGUGUAUUUUCACCUUAGGGGACAAGAAAAAAUGGACUUUUUUCUCCUGCCAUGGGGGGCGCUCUAUUAGGGAGUAAAAAUUCCUUCACAAAUGUGUUGAUGGCUGGACAUUGCAUCAUCCUAGAAAACUUGGAGGCCAGUGAGGACAAAAAUAAAAAGUUAUAAGACUUUUAAAAAUGUGGAUUUUUGGGUUAUCUUUGGCGCCCCCUAGAACGUAAACCGUGGGGUGCAGCGUCAUGAUUUGAAUAACUUUUAAUGGCCAUGGGGUGUAAUUUGGCCUGAGCAAAUGUGGUGCCGGUGGAACGAAAGCCUUCGGAGGAGUUAGCGAAAUUCCAAUGUGUGCGAAUCGGCAAAAAAUGCGGAAUAACCCUUUAACCGUACAUUUGACAGAUACGCGCGCAUGGACUUUUUUGUAGAUCUUAUUGAGAUACAUGUGUGUGUCAAUUUUUGUGUCAUUUUGACAAAGCGUACAGGCGUGACACUCAACAAUGUGUAUUUUCACCUUAGGGGACAAGAAAAAAUGGACUUUUUUCUCCUGCCAUGGGGGGCGCUCUUUUGGGGAGUAAAAAUUCCUUCACAGAUGUGUUGAUGGCUGGACAUUGCAUCAUCCUAGAAAACCUGAAGGCCAGUGAGGGCAAAAAUAAAAAGUUAUAAGACUUUUAAAUAUGUGGAUUUUAGGGUUAUCUUUGGCGCCCCCUAGAACCUAAACCGUGGGGUGCAGCGUCAUGAUUUGAAUAACUUUUAAUGGCCAUGGGGUGUAGAUUGGCCUGAGCAAAUGUGGUGCCGGUGGAACGAAAGCCUUCGGAGGAGUUAGCGAAAUUCCAAUGUGUGCGGAUCGGCAAAAAAUGCGAAAUAACCCUUUCACCGUACAUUUGACAGAUACGCCCGCACUGACUUUUUUGUAGAUCUUAUUGAGAUACAUGUGUGUGUCAAUUUUUGUGUCAUUUUGACAAAGCGUACAGCCGUCAUGUGAAUUUUCACCUUAGGGGGCGCUAUGGAGCCAUUUUGCAUUUUAUUGUUUGGGCGACUUCGGAAUAUCAAAUUUUUCACCAGGCCCGGUCGUCCUGCCAAAUUUCAUGAGUUUUCGCCAGUGGGAAGUGGGCCAUUUUCCAGUUCAAAGGGGAGGAAAAAGAAAAAAGAAACAAAGAAAAACCACUUGGGGAAUAAUAGGGCUCUCGCAGCUGCUUAGCAGCUACGCUCGGGCCCUAAGAAAGAAAGAAAGAAAGAAAGAAAGAAACAAAGAAAAACCACUUGGGGAAUAAUAGGGCUCUCGCAGCUGCUUAGCAGCUACGCUCAGGCCCUAAUAACAAAAGAAGGAAACAUGCAGGAACAAGAGGGCUCUCGCAGCUGCUUAGCAGCUACGCUCGGGCCCUAAAGAAGGAAACAUGCAGGAACAAGAGGGCUCUCGCAGCUGCUUAGCAGCUACGCUCGGGCCCUAAAGAAAGAAACAAAGAAAAACCACUUGGGGAAUAAUAGGGCCUACGCCCGACUGCUCUGCAGCUGGCUCGGGCCCUAACUAGGACCCCGUUGGGGCACUGGCGGGCCCGAGCUGUGUCGCGUCCCCCCCCCAACGCGCUGCCUCCCCGUCCCAUUUGUGUCCUCUGGCCAUCGUCCUCUCUGGUAACGCCCAUCACUGCAAAGACCCUUUUCCUUCAUCGGCGUUUGCUGUUCUUCCUGCCAGUGCGUGUUGCUUUCACUUACACUUGCCACAGCCAGCCUCUUGAGUGCCUAGCCUAUUGGAUAUCACUGUCACCUACUCAGGACAGUCAUUACCUUUCUAUUAAUACUUUGUUUUUUAAUUUCACAUUAAUUUCCAUAUUGUAUAAACAACUGGAAAAAACUUGAGCCCCUGCCCCUGUAUAAUCAUGUGCACGUCUCUGUUCUAGCUCUAAGGUGAAUCUUCACUGCUCAUGUUCUCCUCAGAAGCAGUCACCUCACUCCCCUCAGGUUACUGUACACAUGCACCAACUGCCUGCUUCAGGUUUGGAUGGAGCUUCAUGGUUGUCUUUUGGAGAAAUGACCAGUCAAGUUGUGUUUGAAAUUUGAUUUUUUUCAGGAGCAAAAGGAGCCUCUGCAUUCUUGUCAAAUAUGUAAAUAGCAUGUUUUUGCAGGUGCUAAAAACCAGACUCUGAGUGUGUGUGUGUGCGUGUGUGUGUGUGUCUGUGUGUGUGUGUGUGUGCGUUCAAGUCACAUGACAUAUUUAACCGGAUGUAGCUGCAAGACGGAGCCUCGUUGACUCCGUUUCAACUUAUCUCAAAAGUGAGGACCUCAACCUAUAUACCAGUUUUUAAAUUGUGUUGAUAGGCCAAAUAAAACCAGAGUUAUGAUAAAUUAUGUCCGCGAUACUUGUUUUCUGCUUAUUUUGAUCACGUUCGGCGCUCGAUCGCGCUGUAUGAGACAGGAAAACAUAGCAUGCAGACAUUAGCGACAGGUCUUACAGGCGGAAAAGGCUUGCCAAAGGAAAAAAAAAACACACCACAACAUCUCUCCUAUUGGUGGAAAACUUCACCACAACAACCAAUCCAAAAUUAUAUGGUGACUGAUUGACAAGGGGCGGGCGCUUACGUUCUUCCUGCAAUAUGAGAAGGGAGGGAGGGACUCUCAGCAGGGAUGCAGUCUGGGACACGUAGUUGCAAACCUAGCGACUUUGUUGUUAGAUUCAAUGACUUUUCAGACCCCCUAACGACUUUUUUUUAGAAAGAAAGUGACUUUUAUCGACUUCUUCUGGAGUUUAGAGACUCUGACAUGAAGCAGGCUUUCCUUACUGAGGAGUUAACAACGCUGCUAAGGGUGCAGAGCCACACAUGCGCUCCGAGCUUUGCAUGGGAGACUGAAGCUGACAGAGCUGCAGCAGUUAGCAGGUUUCACCCUCAGAGACCACCAGGGGUUCAUGUUGAGGCAUUUUCAGUUUUUUUUUUUUUUUUGCCAUCGACACUGUCAGCACAAUCUGCAGUUACACUAACAAAAAUGCUGCAAAAAACAAAGAAUUAUGGAAAAAUUACACAUGGACUAACAUAGAGGAGGAUCUACACAAGUUUUUUACAUCAUGUUUUACAUCAUGCAUCAUUUACAUCAUGUUUUUUUGUAGUGGCAUAAAUAAAAAGUGACAUUUGUGAGACUAUACAGUGUUUUGUAAAUAAUUUUACAAAGAACACCUGGGCCAUUGCCUGCAUUUUGAUGUAAAUAGAGGUAAAUUACUAUGUUCUUUGUUAAAAAUUUGCAUAUGUUUUGAAGUUUACAAUUUUUAUUUGAAGUUUAAGUUUUAAAAACAGUUCAUCACACAUAUUUGUGGUUUUCACAGUAAAAACGUUACUUUUUUCCACUCGGAUUUUAUGUUUUGUGUGUGAAUUUGGGUCCAUUGUGUAAAUUCAGUAUGUCAACAUGAUAAAAUAACUGUAAAUUCGCACAGGUGAGGUUGUGCUGAAAAAAAAUGAUACCAGGCAAGGCACGUGAUUGUCAAAUUUUGUGUCAAUAUGACAAAGCGUAUAGGCGUGACACUCAACAAUGUGUAUUUUCACCUUAGGGGACAAGAAAAAAAGGACUUUUUUCUCCUGCCAUGGGGGGGCGCUCUUUUGGGGAGUAAAAAUUCCUUAACAAAUGUGUUGAUGGCUGGACAUUGCAUCAUCCUAGAAAACUUGGAGGCCAGUGAGGACAAAAAUAAAAAGUUAAAAGACUUUGAAAUAUGUGGAUUUUAGGGUUAUUUUUGGCGCCCCCUAGAACCUAAAUCGUGGGGUGCAGCGUCAUGAUUUGAAUAACUUUUAAUGGCCAUGGGGUGUAGAUUGGCCUGAGCAAAUGUGGUGCCGGUGGAACGAAAGCCUUCGGAGGAGUUAGCGAAAUUCCAAUGUGUGCGUAUCGGCAAAAAAUGCGGAAUAACCCUUUAACCGUACAUUUGACAGAUACGCGCUCAUAGACUUUUUUGUAGAUCUUAUUGAGAUACAUGUGUGUGUCAAUUUUUGUGUCAUUUUGCCAAAGCGUAAAGGCGUGACACUCAACAAUGUGUAUUUUCACCUUAGGGGUCAAGAAAAAAUGGACUUUUUUCUCCUGCCAUGGGGGGGCGCUCUUUUGGGGAGUAAAAAUUCCUUCACAGAUGUGUUGAUGGCUGGACAUUGCAUCAUCCUAGAAAACUUGGAGGCCAGGGAGGACAAAAAUAAAAAGUUAUAAGACUUUUAAAUAUGUGGAUUUUAGGGUUAUUUUUGGCGCCCCCUAGAACCUAAACCGUGGGGUGCAGCGUCAUGAUUUGAAUAACUUUUAAUGGCCAUGGGGUGUAGAUUGGCCUGAGCAAAUGUGGUGCCGGUGGAACGAAAGCCUUCGGAGGAGUUAGCGAAAUUCCAAUGUGUGCAGAUCUGCAAAAAAUGCAAAAUAACCCAUUAACCGUACAUUUGACAGAUACGCCCGCACUGACUUUUUUGUAGAUCUUAUUGAGAUACAUGUGUGUGUCAAUUUUUGUGUCAAUAUGACAAAGCGUACAGCCGUCAUGUGAAUUUUCACCUUAGGGGGCGCUAUGGAGCCAUUUUGCAUUUUAUUGUUUGGGCGACUUCGGAAUAUCAAAUUUUUCACCAGGCCCGGUCGUCCUGCCAAAUUUCAUGAGUUUUCGCCAGUGGGAAGUGGGCCAUUUUCCAGUUCAAAGGGGAGGAAAAAGAAAAAAGAAACAAAGAAAAACCACUUGGGGAAUAAUAGGGCUCUCGCAGCUGCUUAGCAGCUACGCUCGGGCCCUAACUAGGGCCCCGGUGGGGCACUGUCGGGCCCGAGCCGCGUUGUGCCGCCCCCAGCGUGACCGCCUCCCCCUCCCGAUCGCGUCACACUCAAGGUCCAAAGAUGGUGUGCGCACUUGUCUGUGGUCAUUUCCCAUUAUAAUGAAUGGGAGGCGCAGUUUCUACCAAAACACUCGCUGCAGACAAACUUCAUGUCCUAUUUGAAAAAAGUCUGGACCAUGAGUGAGGGCACAAACACAGCUGGGAUAUAUCCAAAUGGCAGGUUGCUCCUGGAUACGGUGUUGCCUGGAGAGCGAUGCGAUUGAGCCAUUGAGCGAUGGGCAGGAAAAACUUGACUUUUUCUCCUGCCAUGGGGGGGGGAGAAUGUGGAUUCUUUUAAGAAUGUGGAUUUUUUGGUCAUCUUUGGCGCCCCCUAGAACGUAAACCGUGGGGUGCAGCGUCAUGAUUUUUACAACUUUGAAUGGCCAUGGGGUGUAGAUUGGCCUGAGCAAAUUUAGUUUCAGUGGGACGAAAGCCUUAGGAGGAGUUAGCCACAUUCCAAUGUGUGCGAAUCGGCAAAAAAUGCAAAAUAGCCCUCUAACCGUACAUUUGACAGAUACGCACCCAUUGACUUUUUCGUAGAUCUUAUUGAGAUACACGUGAUUGUCAAAUUUUGUGUCAAUAUGACAAAGCGUACAGGUGUCACACUCAACAAUGUGAAUUUUCACCUUACGGGACAAGAAAAAAUGGACUUUUUUCUCCUGCCAUGGGGGGGCGCUCUUUUAGGGAGUAAAAAUUCCUUCACAAAUGUGUUGAUGGCUGGACAUUGCAUCAUCCUAGAAAACUUGGAGGCCAGUGAGGACAAAAAGAAAAAGUUAUAAGACUUUGAAAUAUGUGGAUUUUAGGGUUAUCUUUGGCGCCCCCUAGAACCUAAACCGUGGGGUGCAGCGUCAUGAUUUGAAUAACUUUUAAUGGCCAUGGGGUGUAGAUUGGCCUGAGCAAAUGUGGUGCCGGUGGAACGCCAGCCUUAGGAGGAGUUAGCGACAUUCCAAUGUGUGCGGAUCAGCAAAAAAUGCAGAAUAACCCUUUAACCGUACAUUUGACAGAUACGCGCGCAUUGACUUUUUCGUAGAUCUUAUUGAGAUACAUGUGUGUGUCAAAUUUUGUGUCAAUAUGACAAAGCGUACAGGCGUGACACUCAACAAUGUGUAUUUUCACCUUAGGGGACAAGAAAAAAUGGACUUUUUUCUCUGGCCAUGGGGGGGCGCUCUUUUGGGGAGUAAAAAUUCCUUCACAAAUGUGUUGAUGGCUGGACAUUGCAUCAUCCUAGAAAACUUGGAGGCCAGUGAGGGCAAAAAUAAAAAGUUAUAAGACUUUUAAAUAUGUGGAUUUUAGGGUUAUCUUUGGCGCCCCCUAGAACCUAAACCGUGGGGUGCAGCGUCAUGAUUUGAAUAACUUUUAAUGGCCAUGGGGUGUAGAUUGGCCUGAGCAAAUGUGGUGCCGGUGGAAAGAAAGCCUUCGGAGGAGUUAGCGAAAUUCCAAUGUGUGCGGAUCUGCAAAAAAUGCGAAAUAACCCUUUAACCGUACAUUUGACAGAUACGCCCGCACUGACUUUUUUGUAGAUCUUAUUGAGAUACAUAUGUGUGUCAAUUUUUGUGUCAUUUUGACAAAGCGUAAAGGCGUGACAGUCAAUAGUGUGAAUUUUCACCUUAGGGGGCGCUAUGGAGCCAUUUUGCAUUUUCUUGUUUGGGCGACUUCGGAAUAUCAAAUUUUUCACCAGGCCCGGUCAUCCUGCCAAAUUUCAUGAGUUUUCGCCAGUGGGAAGUGGGCCAUUUUCCAGUUCAAAGGGGAGGAAAAAGAAGAAAGAAAGAAACAACUAGGGCCCCGGUGGGGCACUGUCGGGCCCGAGCCGCGUCGUGCCGCCCCCAGCGUGACCGCCUCCCCCUCCCGAUCGCGUCACACUCAAGGUCCAAAGAUGGUGUGCGCACUUGUCUGUGGUCAUUUCCCAUUAUAAUGAAUGGGAGGCGCAGUUUCUACCAAAACACUCGCUGCAGACAAACUUCAUGUCCUAUUUGAAAAAAGUCUGGACCAUGAGUGAGGGCACAAACACAGCUGGGAUAUAUCCAAAUGGCAGGUUGCUACUCGUUACGGUGUUGCCUGGAGAGCGAUGCGAUUGAGCCAUUGAGCGAUGGGCAGGAAAAACUUGACUUUUUCUCCUGCCAUGGGGGGGGAGAAUGUGGAUUCUUUUAAGAAUGUGGAUUUUUGGGUUAUCUUUGGCGACCCCUAGAACGUAAACCGUGGGGUGCAGCGUCAUGAUUUGUACAACUUUUAAUGGCCAUGGGGUGUAGAUUGGCCUGAGCAAAUUUGGUUUCAGUGGGACGAAAGCCUUAGGAGGAGUUAGCCACAUUCCAAUGUGUGCGAAUCGGCAAAAAAUGCAAAAUAGCCCUCUAACCGUACAUUUGACAGAUACGCACCCAUUGACUUUUUCGUAGAUCUUAUUGAGAUACACGUGAUUGUCAAAUUUUGUGUCAAUAUGACAAAGCGUACAGGUGUCACACUCAACAAUGUGAAUUUUCACCUUACGGGACAAGAAAAAAUUGACUUUUUUCUCCUGCCAUGGGGGGGCGCUCUUUUGGGGAGUAAAAAUUCCUUCACAAAUGUGUUGAUGGCUGGACAUUGCAUCAUCCUAGAAAACUUGGAGGCCAGUGAGGACAAAAAUAAAAAGUUAUAAGACUUUUAAAAAUGUGGAUUUUUGGGUUAUCUUUGGCGCCCCCUAGAACGUAAACCGUGGGGUGCAGCGUCAUGAUUUGAAUAACUUUUAAUGGCCAUGGGGUGUAGAUUGGCCUGAGCAAAUUUGGUGCCGGUGGAACGAAAGCCUUCGGAGGAGUUAGCGAAAUUCCAAUGUGUGCGGAUCGGCAAAAAAUGCGAAAUAACCCUUUAACCGUACAUUAGACAGAUACGCGCGCAUGGACUUUUUUGUAGAUCUUAUUGAGAUACAUGUGUGUGUCAAUUUUUGUGUCAUUUUGACAAAGCGUACAGGCGUGACAGUCAAUAGUGUGAAUUUUCACCUUAGGGGACAAGAAAAAAUGGACUUUUUUCUCCUGCCAUGGGGGGCGCUCUUUUGGGGAGUAAAAAUUCCUUCACAAAUGUGUUGAUGGCUGGACAUUGCAUCAUCCUAGAAAACUUGGAGGCCAGUGAGGGCAAAAAUAAAAAGUUAUAAGACUUUUAAAUAUGUGGAUUUUAGGGUUAUCUUUGGCGCCCCCUAGAACCUAAACCGUGGGGUGCAGCGUCAUGAUUUGAAUAACUUUUAAUGGCCAUGGGGUGUAGAUUGGCCUGAGCAAAUGUGGUGCCGGUGGAACGAAAGCCUUCGGAGGAGUUAGCGAAAUUCCAAUGUGUGCGGAUUGGCAAAAAAUGCGAAAUAACCCUUUAACCGUACAUUUGACAGAUACGCCCGCACUGACUUUUUUGUAGAUCUUAUUGAGAUACAUGUGUGUGUCAAUUUUUGUGUCAUUUUGACAAAGCGUACAGGCGUGACAGUGAAUAGUGUGAAUUUUCACCUUAGGGGGCGCUAUGGAGCCAUUUUGCAUUUUCUUGUUUGGGCGACUUCGGAAUAUCAAAUUUUUCACCAGGCCCGGUCGUCCUGCCAAAUUUCAUGAGUUUUCGCCAGUGGGAAGUGGGCCAUUUUCCAGUUCAAAGGGGAGGAAAAAUAAUAAUAAUAAUAAUAACUAGGACCCCGUUGGGGCACUGGCGGGCCCGAGCUGUGUCGCGUCCCCCCCCCAACGCGCUGCCUCCCCGUCCCAUUUGUGUCCUCUGGCCAUCGCCCUCUCUGGUAACGCCCAUCACUGCAAAGACCCUUUUCCUUCAUCGGCGUUUGCUGUUCUUCCUGCCAGUGCGUGUUGCUUUCACUUACACUUGCCACAGCCAGCCUCGUGAGUGCCUAGCCUAUUGGAUAUCACUGUCACCUACACAGGACAGUCAUUACCUUUCUAUUAAUACUUUGUGUUUUAAUUUCACAUUAAUUUCCAUAUUGUAUAAACGACUGGAAAAAACUUGAGCCCCUGCCCCUGUAUAAUCAUGUGCACGUCUCUGUUCUAGCUCCAAGGUGAAUCUUCACUGCUCAUGUUCUCCCCAGAAGCACUCACCUCACUCCCCUCAGGUUACUGUACACAUGCACCAACUGCCUGCUUCAGGUUUGGAUGGAGCUUCAUGGUUGUCUUUUGGAGAAAUGACCAGUCAAGUUGUGUUUGAAAUUUGAUUUUUUUUCAGGGGCAAAAGGAGCCUCUGCAUUCUUGUCAAAUAUGUAAAUAGCAUGUUUUUGCAGGUGCUAAAAACCAGACUCUGAGUGUGUGUGUGUGUGUGUGUGUCUGUGUGUGCGUUCAAGUCACAUGACAUAUUUAACCGGAUGUAGCUGCAAGACGGAGCCUCAUUGACUCUCCGUUUCAACUUAUUUCAAAAGUGAGGACCUCAACCUAUAUACCAGUUUUUAAAUUGUGUUGAUAGGCCAAAUAAAACCAGAGUUAUGAUAAAUUAUGUCCGCGAUACUUUUUUUCUGCUUAUUUUGAUCACGUUCGGCGCUCGAUCGCGCUGUAUGAGACAGGAAAACAUAGCAUGCAGACAUUAGCGACAGGUCUUACAGGCGGAAAAGGCUUGCCAAAAGAAAAAAAAAACACACCACAACAUCUCUCCUAUUGGUGGAAAACUUCACCACAACAACCAAUCCAAAAUUAUAUGGUGACUGAUUGACAAGGGGCGGGCGCUUACGUUCUUCCUGCAACAUGAGAAGGGAGGGAGGGACUCUCAGCAGGGAUGCAGUCUGGGACACGUAGUUGCAAACCUAGCGACUUUGUUGUUAGAUUCAAUGACUUUUCAGACCCCCUAACGACUUUUUUUUAGAAAGAAAGGGACUUUUAUCUACUUCUUCUGGAGUUUAGAGACUCUGACAUGAAGCAGGCUUUCCUUACUGAGGAGUUAGCAACGCUGCUAAGGGUGCAGAGCCACACAUGCGCUCAGAGCUCUGCAUGGGAGACUGAAGCUGACAGAGCUGCAGCAGUUAGCAGGUUUCACCCUCAGAGACCACCAGGGGUUCAUGUUGAGGCAUUUUUAGUUUUUUUUUUUUUUUUUGCCAUAGACACUGUCAGCACAAUCUGCAGUUACACUAACAAAAAUGCUGCAAAAAACAAAGAAUUAUGGAAAAAUUACACAUGGACUAACAUAGAGGAGGAUCUACACAAGUUUUUUACAUCAUGUUUUACAUCAUGCAUCAUUUACAUCAUGUUUUUUUGUAGUGGCAUAAAUAAAAAGUGACAUUUGUGAGACUAUACAGUGUUUUGUAAAUAAUUUUACAAAGAACGCCUGGGCCAUUGCCUGCAUUUUGAUGUAAAUAGAGGUAAAUUACUAUGUUCUUUGUUAAAAAUUUGCAUAUGUUUUGAAGUUUACAAUUUUUAUUUGAAGUUUAAGUUUUAAAAACAGUUCAUCACACAUAUUUGUGGUUUUCACAGUAAAAACGUUACUUUUUUCCACUCGGAUUUUAUGUUUUGUGUGUGAAUUUGGGUCCAAUGUGUAAAUAUAGUAUGUCAAAAUGAUAAAAUAACUGUAAAUUGACACAGGUGAGGUUGUGCUGAAAAAAAUGAUACCAGGCAAGGCAAGGUAAAAAUUUUGUAAGAGGAAAUAUAAAGGUAAAAUCUAAAGUAGUCAAAUACGGCCAAUAGUGACUCACAGACUCCACAGACAAGUCCCUUUGGCGCCACUCAGUGGGCAAAACUACUUUGUCUACUGUAAUGUAUAUUUGGGUCAUCUUUGGCGCCCCCUAAAACGUAAACCGUGGGGUGCAGCGUCAUGAUUUUUACAACUUUGAAUGGCCAUGGAGUGUAGAUUGGCCUGAGCAAAUUUGGUGUCAGUGGGACGAAAGCCUUAGGAGGAGUUAGCGAAAUUCCAAUGUGUGCGAAUCGGCAAAAAAUGCAAAAUAGCCCUUUUACCGUACAUUAUACAGAUACGCGCUCUUUGACUUUUUCGUAGAUCUAAUUGAGAUACACAUGAUUGUCAAUUUUUGUGUCAUUUUGCCAAAGCGUACAGGCGUGACAGUCAACAAUGUGUAUUUUCACCUUAGGGGACAAGAAAAAAUGGACUUUUUUCUCCUGCCAUGGGGGGGCGCUCUAUUAGGGAGUAAAAAUUCCUUCACAAAUGUGUUGAUGGCUGGACAUUGCAUCAUCCUAGAAAACUUGGAGGCCAGUGAGGACAAAAAUAAAAAGUUAUAAGACUUUUAAAAAUGUGGAUUUUUGGGUUAUCUUUGGCGCCCCCUAGAACGUAAACCGUGGGGUGCAGCGUCAUGAUUUGAAUAACUUUUAAUGGCCAUGGGGUGUAAUUUGGCCUGAGCAAAUGUGGUGCCGGUGGAACGAAAGCCUUCGGAGGAGUUAGCGAAAUUCCAAUGUGUGCGAAUCGGCAAAAAAUGCGGAAUAACCCUUUAACCGUACAUUUGACAGAUACGCGCGCAUGGACUUUUUUGUAGAUCUUAUUGAGAUACAUGUGUGUGUCAAUUUUUGUGUCAUUUUGACAAAGCGUACAGGCGUGACACUCAACAAUGUGUAUUUUCACCUUAGGGGACAAGAAAAAAUGGACUUUUUUCUCCUGCCAUGGGGGGGCGCUCUUUUGGGGAGUAAAAAUUCCUUCACAGAUGUGUUGAUGGCUGGACAUUGCAUCAUCCUAGAAAACCUGAAGGCCAGUGAGGGCAAAAAUAAAAAGUUAUAAGACUUUUAAAUAUGUGGAUUUUAGGGUUAUCUUUGGCGCCCCCUAGAACCUAAACCGUGGGGUGCAGCGUCAUGAUUUGAAUAACUUUUAAUGGCCAUGGGGUGUAGAUUGGCCUGAGCAAAUGUGGUGCCGGUGGAACGAAAGCCUUCGGAGGAGUUAGCGAAAUUCCAAUGUGUGCGGAUCGGCAAAAAAUGCGAAAUAACCCUUUCACCGUACAUUUGACAGAUACGCCCGCACUGACUUUUUUGUAGAUCUUAUUGAGAUACAUGUGUGUGUCAAUUUUUGUGUCAUUUUGACAAAGCGUACAGCCGUCAUGUGAAUUUUCACCUUAGGGGGCGCUAUGGAGCCAUUUUGCAUUUUAUUGUUUGGGCGACUUCGGAAUAUCAAAUUUUUCACCAGGCCCGGUCGUCCUGCCAAAUUUCAUGAGUUUUCGCCAGUGGGAAGUGGGCCAUUUUCCAGUUCAAAGGGGAGGAAAAAGAAAAAAGAAACAAAGAAAAACCACUUGGGGAAUAAUAGGGCUCUCGCAGCUGCUUAGCAGCUACGCUCGGGCCCUAAUAACAAAAGAAGGAAACUACAGGAACAAGAGGGCUCUCGCAGCUGCUUAGCAGCUACGCUCGGGCCCUAAAGAAACAAAGAAAAACCCCUUGGGGAAUAAUAGGGCUCUCGCAGCUGCUUAGCAGCUACGCUCGGGCCCUAAUGAUGCAAUAAUGGGGGUAACAUGUGUGUUCCAGUAGCCCAGUGUAGAGCAGGAGGAGGCUGGGGAUGCCGCGAGUAGGAGCGGAUUAGGCCCCGCCCUCUUCACAUUAUGCAUGCAGUUACCAGGGAAACUAGGGGAGUCUCGCCGAGGCGGAGGCAGCCCAUCACGAUCACGACCCAGUUGAAAAGCACUCGUAGUCUGAGCCCCGUAGUAGAGUAAAGAAGCUUCUAUAGCGGAGCACAUCACACGCGAACCGGCGACUGCACCUGAAAUGCAGCAUCUCAAAACCGAAUAAAAAGCUGGUAGAGGAUUCUCCAAAAGAGAAAAAAAGCGCCUCUUUGACUAUUCCAGAUGUGGGGAGCGCCUCUGCCGAAGCAGCACAGCCGUGGUUUGGAUGCGAGAUGGAGACAUAGGGGAUUUCUCUCGAGAACGCGGACAGUGAAGAAACUUCAGCCGGUUCAUAAAGGAUUGGGGGACAGUUGAAGUGAAAAUGGUACAAAACGUGGUUUUGGUCUUUCUCCGUAGGAGGCUGAGCCAGAGACCGAAUGUGGAGGAGCUGGAGAGUCGGAACAUCCUGAAGCGUAAGUUCACACACUGAGGUAUUUGUUUCCAAACUGCUGUCUCUUUACCAUAUUUGUCUCACCAUUCAUAUUCAGAAACAGAUACACUGUAGAUUUAUAAAAGCUGUUCUGAAACAGUAAUACAGUAUUGUCAAGUGUUCUGGGUGCACAGUGUUUAUUUCCACUGUGAACAGAGAUGCACAGACUUCACUACAGCUGACAUAUUUCUAACACUUUGGUAACAUUGGUAAAAAUACUGAGAAUGAGCCUUUCAGCAGUAAAAGAAACUAUAGCGUUUUCCCUGUUUCUCCAAGAAUAUUGAAUAAUUGAUGAAGACUGAAUUUCUCAUCUGGAUGUUUUCUUCCUCCCACAGAGAGAAACGACCAGACAGAGCAGGAGGAGAGGAGGGAGAUCAAACAAAGGCUAAACAGAAAGGUAAGAAAAUAGACUGCUUUCUUUUUUCUCUUCUACAAGUGUUUUGUUAACUUUUAAGGUGUAAAGUGAACUCAAAUAGAUAUCAGCCAGAUCUAAAUGCCUGUCCAACCUGUUGUGUUUCAGCUCAACCAGCGGCCCACAGUAGAUGAACUUCGAGACCGAAAGAUUCUGAUCCGUUUCAGUGACUAUGUGGAAGUGGCCAAAGCUCAGGACUAUGACAGGAGAGCAGACAAGCCCUGGACCCGACUCUCAGCAGCAGACAAGGUGUGUGUGUGAAAAAAUACCAUUUUGACAGUGACAAGAUACCUGAUAUGAUCUCACUAAUACACUUACUGAACCAUGUUAACUAUUUACACCAGUCUCUUAACAAAUUCCCCAAAUAUCAAGACCCAGUGCCCAUUUAGUCUGUUUUAUUCUAGGUUGUCUAUAUCUCUCAAAUCCCCUGGACUGUAGUUUUUUCAGGCUGAAUCUAUUUCCAUCUCCUCUCUUCACAUUGCUGUUCAAAGGCUGCAGCACCCCGAUUGCCCAGCAUGCAUUUUUGGACACACUAAUGCCCAUUUUCCUCUUUCCCCACAGGCUGCUAUCCGAAAAGAGCUGAACGAGUUUAAAAGCACGGAGAUGGAAGUGCAUGCCUCCAGCAAACACCUAACGAGGUCAGUGUUGUGGAGAAGAGCAUGUCUGUGUGUGAUGGGGAAAGCAUGUUUUGCUCUAUUCUGGGCAGCAGUGUUCUAUAUUUAGCUCUCCUUGCUCGUGCAGAGAGCGCCGAGGAGCUAAAGAUAGAUGGGAGCGCUUCUAAACUGAGGGGGAGGGUGUCCUCUGGAGGUCUCGUGCUAUCACGCAGGGAAAAGUGAUAAAAUGCCAGGGUGUCCUUGGCUGGGCUUUGGAAUAACAGGGGCCCUCAUAUGCCGUAACAGUGACCCAGAGGGAUGGUGGCAUUGAAAGUACAUCAGUAAAUUUAAUGACAGCUCAAAAUAGCUGCAUGUCUGCAAUAAAAGCUGAGUAUGAAGACAAAGGCACCCUCUGCUCUCCUUGUUUACACAGUUUCUCUGCGUUUUUGUCUCUUCAGGUUCCACCGGCCAUGAAAGCAGGGACUUUCUUCUGUGAAGAAAUGCUGAGCUUGGGAAAUUUUCUGAAGCUGCUCGAAGCUGCUCAGCCGGGCCUGAAGCCUCCUGGUCUUCAGCGUGUCCUUAACAUUCUCCCAGCACCCUCGACUAUCAUAUUAUAUGAGAGGAUGGGUGUGAGGGAGAAAGGAUGAUUAGCAGCAGUGUGUCCUGGAGACUACUGAAUUUCGCCUUAUGGAAGCUGGCUGGUGGAAGAGGAACUUUGGAGGAGCCUCUGACUCUCAGGAUGAGAGGGGAGGGAAAAAACAAUCUUGUCAUUCAGUCAGUGUUGUUUUUUUGUACUAUUUCAUGGACUCCUUUGACAAGACCGUGUGAAUCUGUGUAGUGGGAGGAAGUUGUGCAUGUGACCAGCUUCACCUUUUCUUAACUGAUGACUAAUGUGUCACUUGGACUGUGUAAAGACUGUCCAGUCUGGGGGAGAGGGCAUCGGGGAUGAAUUUGAUAUAAACUGUACAUACAGUAUGUCAAUCUGAAUGAGACCGUCAAUGUCUUCACUGAAAAGAGAAAUACCUUUGUAAGCACUACUUGUCUUCAAAAUACAAGGUCUUUUUUUAAGAA